AUGUCUAAUGAAGUGGUUGAAAUAGCAAGUACUCUUCUAGGAAAAAAUAUUUUAGACAAUCCUCAGGUAAGAGAGUACAACAUUUAUUUUCAAAAUUAAUAUAGUGACUGUAAAUAAAUGUUUGUUAUAGUGUGGUUAACAGAUAUGUAUUAAUAAUUAUAUUCCAAACAUAUACAUGAGGAAUAGAAAUAUGUCAUGCUUAUCUUGAGUUCAGGGUUUUCAUACAAUAUAGCGAGUCCUUUGCCACAUUUAGGAAUGUUAAGCCUUAAUCAUGAAAACAGUCUUAGUGAUGAUGCAUUUGGUGUUUCUGCGCAAGCCACAAAUUAACCUUCCAGCGCUCUCUCUGAUUGACAAACCUCAGCAACAUGCAACAGGAUUACAUACUCACUCAGAGUGGGCACAAAAUCUAGAGAUUGUCUUACAGUUUCUCUUAUUCUUGUUAUUUAAAAGAGCAAAAAAUGGGUCGCAAGCAGGGCCGGACUGGGAGAAAAAUUUGGCCCGGGCAUUUUUUUAACACAGCGGCCCACUAAGAAGGGGGCGGGGCAGAGGAGGUGUGUUUUGUCAUCACUAAUGACAAACACGCCCCCUCUCAAAGUGAGCAUGUUGGUUCAAUGCUCUCCCAGGGCAGACCAUGCGCAGAGCUCUGCUGAAGAGCUCUAGCAUGAGAAAAAAGCUCUGUAUUUGUUCUGCAAAGUGCAAGCAAAUUUAAAAACAUGCUUGCACUGUGUUUCCUUGCAACUUGUCUCUGGUGUCUCCAUAAAUGGAUACCAGGAGACAAAAAUGCCAGGAAGGAGUAUUGUGCAUGUGUUUGGAGCCUGCUUGUGGUAUUGCGUGUGUGUAGAGUGAGCUGAUUGUGGUGUGGUAUUGUGUAAUAAGGUUGGUUUUAGUCAUGUUGUGUUUGUGGUGUAAAGUGGUGUAAUGUGAUGCAUAUGUGUCUAUGGGCUGUAGAGAAUGUGUGUAUUGGGGAUAUAGCAAGUGUGUGCAUACAGGCUAUAGUGUGUGUGUGUGUAUAUAUAUAGGUGAUGAUGUGUGUGUUUAGGGGUGUAGUAUGUGUUUGCUUACAAGGAAUCUAGUGUGUGUAUAGGUGAUCCAGAGUGUGUAUGUUAAGAGUGUAGUGUGUGUGUAUAUAUUUUUUUAUUUAUUUUUGGAAGUAUUGUGUAUGUGUGUGGUGCAGUGUUUUGGGGGGUUCUGUGUGUAUGUGAGGGGUGCAGUAUGUGUGUGUGAGAGUGUGGUGUGUGCGACAGUGCCGUGUGUGCGAGAGUGCCGCGUGUGAUGGGUGUGAGAGUGAUGGGUGUGAGAAUGAUGGGUGAGAGAGUGCUGUGUGAGAUGGGUGUGAGAGUGCUGUGUGUGUGAGAGUGCUGUGUGAGAGAGUGCUGUGUGAGAGAGUGCUGUGUGAGAGGGCUAUGAGAGAGUGCUGUGUGAGUUAGUGCUGUGUGUGAGAGUGCUGUGUGUGAUGGGUGUGAGUGCUGUGAGUGAGUGCUGUGUGUGAUGUGUGUGAGAGUGAUGUGUAUGAGAGUGCUGUGUGUGAUGGGUGUGAGAGUGCUGUGUGUGAUGUGAGUGACAGUGCUGUGUGUGAGAGUGCUGUGUGUGAUGGGUGUGAGAGUGCUGUGUGUGAGAGUGCUGUGUGUGAUGGGUGUGAGAGUGCUGUGUGUGAGAGUGCUGUGUGUGAUGGGUGUGAGAGUGCUGUGUGUGAGAGUGCUAUGUGUGAUGGGUGUGAGAGUGCUGUGUGUGAUGUGAGUGAGAGUGCUGUGUGUGAUGUGUGUGAGAGUGCUGUAUAAAUGUUAGAAAGGAUUGUGUGUGUGUUGGGGGGGCAAAAAAAACCAGGCAUUAAAUCCCCCCCUCCCUUCAUACCUUUAGCCUGGGAGGGGGGGACCGGCACGCUGGUACCUGGGACUGGGAGGCGGGGUUCCCUGGUGGUCCUCGUGGGUGAGUGAACUCUAGCCUGUGAGGCUAGAGUUCACUCUCGCGAGAUCCGGUCGUUGCCAUGGCAACGCGCCGGAUCUCGCGAGAGGAACCCGGCGGAGCUGCAAGCUAGAGCUCCGCCGGGUCCUCUCUCCUGGCGGCUGUCUCCCUCCCUCUCUCCCCGCCGGCGGCCGCAAUAUCCUGCAUGUGGGCCGGUGAGGGAGAUCUUUGAUCUCCCCACCGGCCCUUCAUGGAACAUAGCGGGGCCGGCGCUCGGAUAGCGCCGGCCCUGCAUGGACCGGCAGGGGAGAUCCUGGGAUCUCCCCUGCCGGCCUCGGCCCAUGGACAUCGCGGCCCACCGGGCAUUUGCCCGGUGUGCCCGAUGGCCAGUCCGGGCCUGGUCGCAAGAGUAUUUUGAGAACGGACAGCAGCUAAAAUAGCCUGCCCUUCGGUGGGUCCCCGCUCAGAACUCAAGCUGGUUUUAGCUCAUCUUCUGCCAUUACAGAAAGAACAUAUCUGAAGCAUAUCAAACUGGUCCCACCUAUACGGGCAGUCCAGCUUGAGAUCUGAGCGGGGACCCACCAAAGGGCAGGCUAUUUAACCUGCUGCCUGUUCUCAGUAUACUCUUGCAACCCAUAUUUUUGCUCUCCACAAGUUUAAAGGGAUAAUCCAGACGUGGAUCACUUGCUCACGGUGCCUAGAGAGAUAUCAGCUAUGCCUCACUUAUGAUGCCUAACAAGGCUGAAACGAUCGUCUGGGGUUGCUGUGUGUCUCAUGUAGAGAGAACUUGCUGGCAUUUCUGAUCUGGACUGCCCGUAUGGGUGGGACCAGUCUGAUAUGUUUCCGAGAUGUUCUCUAUGUAAUGACACAAGAUGAGCAAAAACCAGUUUGAGGGGACCCACCGAAGGGCAGGCUAUUUCAGCUGCUGCCCGUUCUCAGUAUACUCUUGCAGCCCAUUUUUUUUGCUCUCCACAAGUUUAAAGGGGAUAAUCCAGACAUGGACCCCUUGCUCAUGGUGCCUAGGGAGAUAUCAGCUAUGUCUCACUGAUGAUGUCUAACAAGGCUGAAACGAUCGUCUGGGGUUGCUGUAUCUCUCGUGCAGAAAGAACUUGCUGGCCUUUUGGAUCUGGACUGCCCGUAUGGGUGGGACCAGUCUGAUAUGUUUUAGAGAUGUUCUCUAUGUAAUGGCACAAGAUGAGCAAAGAAAAUGAAAAUCCAGCGCACUCGCUUAUCUACUAAACAGUAAUUUUAAUGCUGAACAAUUUUCAGUUUUAUUAAAAACACCUAAUCUAGGCAAAAAAAUUUAAUUCAUUUUCACUGUACUUAUUGGCCCCCAGCAGCACCCUAAUUUAGCAUGUGUAGGUGAGUGCAGCCAAACCCUUAUUUUCUCAUACAAGAUGAGCAAAGACCAGCUUGAGAUCUGAGCAGGGUCCCACCGAAGGGCAGGCUAUUUCAGCUACUGCCCGUUCUCAGUAUACCCUUGCAACCCAUUUUUUUGGUCUCCACAAGUUUAAAGGGAUAAUCCAGACGUGGAACCCUAGCUCACGGUGCCUAGGGAGAUAUCAGCUAUGCCUCACUGAUGAUGCCUAACAAGGCUGAAAUGAUCGUCUGGGGUUGCUGUUUCUCUUGAGCAGAGAGAACUUGCUGGCAUUUCUGAUCUGGACUGCCUGUAUGGGUGGGACCAGUCUGAUAUGUUUCAGAGAUGUUCUCUAUGUAAUGGCACAAGAUGAGCAAAAACCAGCUUUAGAUCUGAGUGGGGACCCACUGAAGGGCAGGCUAUUUCAGCGGCUGCCCGUUCUCAGUAUACUCUUGCAACCCAUUUUUUUGCUCUCCACUUGUUAUUUAAAAGAGACCAUGGGAAUGGAGCCAUGUAUGACCCAUAUCAUUGGGUAAAAGCACAAGGAUUGCUCAAAAUGUUAUCACCAUACUAAUAAUAUGUGCUGGGAUCAAUGUGUUAAAAAAAAAAGUAGCAAAGUAUAGAGGGAAUGCUGAAUUCGGGGGUAUUUUGAAUCAAUCUUUGGUACUCAAACUGCUGUGGACUACAUCUCCCAUGAUGUUUUGCUGACAUUAUUGCUGUAAGAACAUACUAGGAUAUGUAGGACACAACACCUAGAGUGCCAAAGGUUGCCUACCCUCGGCCUAUAUAUGUAUUUUCCAAAGAGAGUAUGUCUAUUGAGGUCUACAGCCUAUGUAUCUAAUUAUUCCCUUGCUUUAUUUCCCACCCAAUUCUUAGCAAAGUAGGUGUUACAAGGUAUCAUGACUGAUACCAAAGAAUUUGAUAUGGUUAACUAUUGCAUGCCUGACUAUUCUCUUAAAGGGCUACUUUGUAUUGCUAACUAGUAACCUUGAUUGUUCUCCUGACAUUCUUUUGUACUUUAAACAUGUUUCCCAUUAAAUUCCCAGUACCUCCCCAAAACACUAAGAUAUGAAAUAAUAAUGAAAACUAUUGCAAAUGGGGGGGUUUGAAAUUUAAUGUUAGGGAUAUUUCCUGACAAAUCAGAGUUACUAAAAUGAACUGUACCAAGUGGCAAUUGUUGAAACAAGUUAAGAUACUUAAAUUAAGUGCCGUUGCAUUUUCAUCUCCAAUUCUUCUCAUUUUUCUUCUACUACUUCACAGGAUUGACAUCAUCGUAUUAUGAGUUAGUAAAUAGCGGGGGGAAAAUGUGUACAUUUUUUUUUCAUUUUAUAUAGCUGUAAUUGGUUUUGUGUUUACAAAUUUGCAUAUUAAUAUUAAAAUUGUUAGUUAUGGCAUUGUUUGUUAUUUAAUAGAUUAGUAAUGCACAGGUUUAUAUUUGUGUAUUAAACAGGCAUACAGCGUAUUAAAAGAAGCUUUGAAACUGUGUGCAACUUUCCGUGGCACUUACUUGGAUGUAAAAAUGAAAGCUGACGAGUUUAACAUGAAGAAGAGAGAGGAAAAUGACCGCCAAAUGUAUGGUGACCAUAAUAUGUUUGCAUGACUUGUUUUUUAAUAAAUACAGAGAAUGGCAAUAACUGCAUUAUUUCCUAGCUGGGACAUAGACAAAAUUAUUAACUGAUUAGGUAGCUCAUUUAGUUAAUACACCACCAUUGGGUCCUGUGAAUACCACACUAUUGCAUAUUUAAUUCCUAUUAGAAUCUUCUCAGAUUCUCCUCCCUAUGAAGUCAAUAACACCAUUACGUUGGUAAUAGUAAUAUAUUUACCUACACGGUGUUAUAAUAUGUAUUGCUUUCAUCAGAUAUUAUUGUAAUAUAUUCCACAACCCUAUUCUGGUAUUGAUUAUAAUAUGAGAAUUACAAAGGUGCAUUUGCUGUUUUUUUUUUUUAUUAUAAUUUUCUAAACAAUUCCAUAUAAAUUAAUAUUUAAUGCAUUUACAUUUCUAAUGCUUUGAUAACAAAUUUGAAAGUCAUGCUACACAUUUAAUUCCCAUUGUAUUUUCUAGAUCCAAAAAAGCACCAGGUGCUGCGUGGAACCUUAAAAUGUACGAACCAUCACAGUCAAAAUUCAAUAGGAAAGAUUGGUUUUCUAAUAACCAAGGCAAGGAGAAGGAUGCCACACAAGACUUAUGGGUAGAUUCACCUUGGCCACCACACAAUGCACAUUGCUUCAAGAAUAUUAACAUGUUUAUGGAAAGGUGAGUAUGAUAACUUUCCUUAUAUCUAUGCUUUGAGUAUAGGGGUGUGACGGUGCACAGAGUUCACCUUAGAAGGUGUCUACAGAUAGGAACUGAGCAAUGUCCUCCCAAAUAUUUUGUAGGAGAAGAGUUGGAAGCAUAGUCUGUGUGGAAAUAAAUGUAAUUAGCUGUAUUAUUUGCUGCAUUGCCAGCCCCACCGUCCAUUGGUUUACCUACACCACCAAUUUCUCCUCUAGUAGUUUUACAACGCUAUAUUAAAGCUUUUAGCUCUUUGUUGAAGGUGCCACCACCUAAUUUACACCUUUAAGCCCCAAAUUAUAUUUAUUAUUUACUUAAAAUUGUUACAUGGGUGGAAGAAUUCUGUUGCCCAGGUCAUUUGCCACUCAUAGUAGGGAGCAAAAAUAUAGGCACAUGACAGUUAAAAAAAAACAACCUAAUAUUAGUUGUAAAAUCUUUUUAUUGAAAAAUAUCAUAAUAAUAACAAUACAUCCACUAUAUGUAGACGAUGGAGUAUGAUUCAGCAUGUAGACAGUAUAUAUACAGUGCUAGUAAUAAAAUAUAUCCCAACAUUUUAGCAAACAAUAUACAUAUGUUUGCAGUAGAAAUGCUUCAUAGAAAAUAUUUUAUAUGAACAGUAAGGCUCUCAAAUUCAAAAUGUUCAUUAAAUGUAGGUGGCAAAGAAAAAAAAAAGUUUUGGUGUGGAGAAAAAAACAAAAACAUGAAAUGAGAAGGGUAAAAACAUAAAGAUUGCUCAAAAUGUUAUAAUCACAAAACUAAUAAUCUGUGUUGAGAUCAAUGUGUUAAAAAAAGUAGCAAAGUAUUGAGGGAAGGCUGAAUUCGGGGGUAUUCUGAAUCAAUAGGGUUCCAGUAAGCACCUAGUGACUUGUAGAUAGGAGGCUGCAGAAACCACUCUCAAUUUAACUAGUAUUGAACCAUUAGAGAAAUCAGGCCUUUAAAGAUUCUAAAAAAAUUGAACUCUCUCGUACCAUCUAUCCAUUCUGAAAAGGAUGAGGGCAGGGAGUAUAUGGGAGGGAAUAUGAUCUAUAAUGUCUAGGUAUCAGAGAAGAAACCACAUUAAGGGAAUGGUGUAACAUUUAUUUUAAUGUGAUGCAGUAAUUUUGCAGAAAAUAAGCCAGAGAUGUCCUCUACACAUAUCUCUUUAUCUCUUUAAUAGUAAAUAGGAUGUCUGCCCAGAAAUCAUUAAUACUUGGGAAAUGUAGCCAAAUAUUGAUAUAAGUCCCCUGUCAGAAUGGUACCUACAGCACUUGUCAUAUACUACACGGAAUAUAGAAUAGAGUCUUACUGCUGUUUAAUGCCAUUAAGUGAGAAUCUUACAUGCUGAUUCUUGGAGUUUAGACAUUAUAGAGCAAUGGAGAAACUGAUAAAAAUGAUAAAGUUCUGCUUCCCAUUGUCUGAUACAAUACAGGCACGCAAUGAGUAUAAAGAUAUUUUUCACCACGCUAAAGAACAUUUUCUGGAGAUAUGUCUGUCAUUGGUUGAAUACACAAUCCUUACUACACCUAGAAAUAGAGGUGGACUUGCAGUUCCAGAUAUAUUAAAAUAUGAUAAAGAAACAAUGUUAAACUUGUUAGAGGGCUGAUCCUUUAAGACAUCUACAAACAGAUGGAUUUAGAUAGAAAUCAAUUUGGUAGGACCCCAAUGCUCCUUCCUGCUCAUCCCUAUAUUACCCCAACUUUAAAAGUCUGGAAAUUAUUGAGAUUGAACCCAACUAUACCCUCAUAGUCCUCCCCAUGAUACCUUUAUCUGGCAAACAAGACUUCCCUUCUGGUUUUAUUGGUGUCUCAGGCUUUUUAUGAUAAAGAAACAAUGUUAAACUUGUUAGAGGGCUGAUCCUUUAAGACAUCUACAAACAGAUGGAUUUAGAUAGAAAUCAAUUUGGUAGGACCCCAAUGCUCCUUCCUGCUCAUCCCUCAUUACCCCAACUUUAAAAGUAUGGAAAUUAUUGAGAUUGAACCCAACUAUACCCUCAUAGUCCUCCCCAUGAUACCUUUAUCUGGCAAACAAGACUUCCCUUCUGGUUUUAUUGGUGUCUCAGGCUUUUGCUCUCAAGACAUGCCCCCCAGAGCUAUUACACAUCAUUCAUAGUUUAUAAAACUUUUAUAAAUUCUUUUUACUCACUCCAAAAACUAAGCAGCAAGAAAGUCCAUUGGUAAAGUUUGAAUGCACGCAGCUGACCCAUUUUGUGCACUCCCCCAAAACAGCUAUUUUUUGUCCCUUAACCUUUUUUUUUUGAGAGGAUCUGCAUAAACCCUUGUCUAACAUAUCACCUUUUGUAUGACUGCAUUUUGACAAGCGUAAAUAAAAAGUAGGUUUUUAGGUAGUUUGGAAAAUGAGUUCAAUUUUUCCUUAGACAGCUAUGACAUUCUAUUAUUAUAUAUACUAUUAUUACAUUUUAUUCUUCUAGCUCCAUUCAAAUGUUCUGCUUUGCCUCCAUUUCCCUUUAUUUAUUCUUAUGCGAGCAAUUUAUAGUGAAUUUCCUUUUAUUUCACCUGUCAGUUGUAUUGAUUGUUCUUUAGGCAGCCAAGACGUUGCUGAAUAGUGGGCAAUUAAUUGCUUGCACUGCUUUAACCUGUAGCUGUAAAGAGCCACUGAGAUAUGUUCACAAAGCACAGAACAGAAUGAAGAAUGGUUGUGAACCAACCAAAUUAUUUAAGGGAACUCUUAGCCAGAAGCUUUUCCAUUCAUUUAAAUACAUCAGAAAGAUUAAUGUUUGCAUUUGUAAUGCUGCUAGAGUGGCACACAUAUCCAUUAGUUCUGUGUUUGGAUGAAAAAGAGCUAUCUAAAAUUGUAAACAUGUGCUUAGUGCUUUUUUACCGUGUUCAAAUAUAUAUAUAUAUAUAUAUAUAUAUAUAUAUAUAUAUAUAAUACAAUGGAUAGCUUGGCACUCUCCUUAUUGGUAUUAAAAAUAUAUACCUGCCCGGGUGCAAUCCACAGUGCGUCCAAUAUGUAAACAAAAAGAUAUCCAGGAUGCACUCUCAGGACUUGAGCAAAAAAAUUUAAUUUAUUAAAUCAUGUGCAAAACAAAGACAACAAAUAUAUAUAUAUAUGCAAAAAAACAGACAAAAUUCGUAUCUUGUAAAACCUUUUUUAUUGGACUAAAGUCCAAUAAAAAAGGUAUUACAAGAUAUGAAUUUUAUCUGUUUUUUUACAUCUACAUCACUGGACUAAUACGGCUACAAUCUCUGCUUUUAUUUACAUAAUAUAUAUGUAUAUGUAUAUGUAUAUAUGUAUAUAAAUAUCCUUGCAUUUUUUUACAGUUUAGUCUUCAGUUAUUUUUUUAUAGCAGAAGGGGACACUUCCUGGAUGGAUUGGGUCAACUUUUUAUACAUUAUAUUUUUUAUGCAUUCUAAAAAAUUGCUUUUCUGCAGCAUAUAUUAUUUAUCUUAUCCUGCAGUUAAUACUUCUACACUAUUAUUCACUAUAAGCAAGUCCUAGCUGGUAUAUCACAACCAAUCCCUUGCCUCCUAUUACCUUCUACUGGGGAACAUUCUGCGCAGAAUUGUGCAAUAUGUCACAUAUUAUUUGUGUAAUGCUUCACAUUACACAAUGUUAGGAAUAAACAAAAGUCAUCCAAGCAUGUGAGCAUGUUGUUCUACUGAUUUACUAACAUGCUAACAAACCUUGGAUUAUUUAUUUAUAGUUUUAACUAAAAUGCAGAUGCUAGUUAAAAAUGUACUUGAAGUUUCCAUUUAAGAGUUAAUGCAUGUUCUAGUCAGUGAUAUCAGCUGCCCUUUCUUAAAGCCUUUAGACCUCAUAUCAGGAACAGGUCACAGUACAAGAGACAGACUAUAACCCAUAACCCUAUUACAGUAUAGAACUAAAUAUGAUAUAUACUGUAUAUAGGGAAUGGCUAAUAGAGUUAACUACUGAGCCUUAGAACAGUAGCCUUAGACCAGGGCUGUGUUUAAUAAUGGUUGGACCCUGGGCAAGCUUUUGCUUGGGCCACCUGGACCCUGCCUCCCCACUCCCUGGCAUGCAAUCUGUGUGUUACUAACAUACAUACUGACACACAGACACAUAUACUGACACACACGCACACAUACACUGAGAGACAUACUGAUACACACUCGGACACACAUACUGACAGACCUACUAAAAAACACAGACAUAUACACUGAUAGACAUACUGACACACACACACAUACACUGACAAGUUGCUGAGGGUCCGCAGGGGCAAGACUUUUUUUGGGACCACCUUCAAGCACAAGGUUGGCCAAAAUAUAGAUCCCUAUUUGUCGUACACGUCCACAAUGCUUGCUUGCUUGGGAUCUACAAUUUGCCCAUCCUUGCAGGGUUGUAUUUAAAACUCAACAAUGUGUGUGUUUGAAUGUAAGAAUGUUUUUGUAAGGAGUAUGUGUGUGUGAAUGGCUUUUGAAUGCAGACAUGCAUUUGUGUGUAGUGUAUACACUGCCACACACAGAUACACAUACAUAUACACAGACACACACAGCAACAGACAUGCAAAUACACAGACACAAAGCUACACACACUGACACAUACACAGAGAUACACCCACUGGUACUUACACACACUGACACACAGAUACAUACACAGACAUCUGUUGGGUAAGUGUGAUAGUAGGUGUGAGGGUAGAAGAGCAUGGCACACGUAGGGAGUGAGAGUAACAGGGUUGGGGCUUUGAAUGUGAGUGUUGGGGGUUUCUAAGUGAUUGUGGGAGGGUGGCGAGUGUAACAGGGUUAGGGAGACUGGGUUAGGGGUGGUUAGUGAGACAGGGUUGGGGGCUAGUGAGACAAGGCUGGGGGGCUAGUGAGACAGGGCUGGGGGGGCUAGUGAGACAGGGCUGGGGAGGCUAGAGAGACAGGGCUGGUUGGUUAGAGAAACAGGACUGGGGGGUUAGAGAGACAGGACUGGGGGGUUAGAGAGACAGGGUUGGGGGGUUAGAGGGCUAGAGAGACAGGGUUAGGGGGUUAGAAGGUUAAUGGGACUUUGCCAAACCUGCUGACCUGCUGUACAAGCAGGGGUGGCAAUCAUAAAUUUCAUGGUGGUCCAGUGGGUACCUGGUGGUCCAGUGUGCUGCCGGUUCGCUCCCUGGUGGUCCAUUGUGUUGCUAGUGAACUCCCUGGUGGUCCAGUAUGCUGCUGGGGCUGCCGCAUUCAAUCGUGGUUCCGGCACUCUGUGAUGAUGUCAGAGCACAGGAUGGGAACCCAACGCCUGUGCUCUGACACUCACAGUGCACCGGAACUGCAUGGGAGUGCGGCAGCCCCAGCAGCACACUGGACCACCAGGGAAUCCAUUUGUAACAGUUGGCAGGGAAAUCUUUUUAUCUCCCUGCUGGCUCAAGGAAGGGGGCUCGACCCCCUCCACCACUGCCCUCUCAGUGUGCAGACCUGCUGCCCGCAACAAUUUAUUUUGAGAUCGGUGAUCCCAAAAUAAAUUGUUGUGGAUAGAGGGCAAAUGGGGCAGCUGCUUUGGGUCCCCCCAGGAGUAACUGGGCGUGGGGCAGCUGCCCUGCUUGCCCUGCAUUAAAGACUGCUUUGCUUGGAACAGUAAUGCACAAAGAUGUCCGAGUGGUUAAAAAUACAAACUGACAAUCAUAGGAUUAAUGAAGUAUAGGAAAUCUCAGUUAGGGCUGACAUCAGAACUCUAAGGGUGCCUUACAAAACUACUUGCUGCACCACACCUCACACACAUGCUUCCAAAACCACAGAGACAUAUUUAUAGGUACACACAAAUCUGUGUUCCCAGACAGUCACAGAUGCACAAACACAUACAUGUUACACACAUUCACACACUGCCAGACAGUUACACACAAAUAGACACUGUCACAUACACACAGAUACCAACUGCCAGACACACACAUAUACAUACUUCCAGAUAUACACAGUUGCACGUUGCCAGUCAGACAUACUCAACCACAAAUACUGAAAUACAUUUUGUCUUUAGAUAUCUUUCUGUCUGCCUACAUUUUUGUAUAUGAGGGUGGCUACCCCUGGUUUCCAUGCUCUAUCAGUGCAGGCUGCCCCUUUAUUCCGGCACUGCUUCCUUGGUGUGUUGGGAGGAAGUAAUAAGACAUCAUGUCCUCCCAGCACUGCCACACUAGAAUGGAGAGUGGACUGGUCUGGGAAGACAUUAAUAUCAAUGUUUAUUAAUAUAUUUUUAACUAGAAACUAACUAUUGUAAAUAACCCUACAAAUGUAUUUUGAGAGAGAUAACAAUGUAGUAGUGAGCUAUGUAUUAUAGGAAAAUAAUGCCAUUUUGAGAUUUUGGAGACCUUUAUAAACAACUCAGCCUUCAAUCCCAUGGUUUAUUAUGAUGUCUCCAGAACCCCUUAAUAAUAUUAUUUUCCCUUAAUAAAUGGCUGACACUGAAGGGUUAUUUACAACAUUGAACUCCCAGUUAAAUUACAACAGUUAGAUCUAAAUAGUUGGUCUAAAUGUUGUAAAAAUGUUAGCAUACAGUUUGAGGACUACUUAACAAAAUUAAUUUUUAUGGACUAAACCCCUAAUAAAUAUUCAUAAUAAGACAUGCUGGGUAUAUUUAUUAAGGUAAAACAGAUCCUAUAUUAGGUGCAAUGUCCUUAAUACUGAGAUACCUUCUACUGGUGAUUGCUCCUUAGUCAACACUUUGCCCCAAAAUUGCACCUGUUUUUGCUUUGCUAAAUCUCCCCAAUAUGAUUAAAGUAACAAGCCACGCACAAUAACCGCUACAGUGUGUUGUAGUUGUUCUGGUGGCAGGAGUGCCCUAGCACCAUUUUAGAAUGAUUUAUUUUUUUAUCUGGGGUCUCACAGAGACAGAAACCCACUGCCUGAGAUAACUUGAGGGGUGCAAGACUUACCAUAUUUUCUAAGAGUGAUGCUCUCAGCUAGUGAUCUAGCCCUACACUGCAGUGCUUAGUUCAAGAUAGCUGAUGGAAGCAUCUAGUAGGAGUUUCCAGCUCUCCAGAGUGUAAGAGAAAAGAUACGGAGUGGCAAGAAGAUAAAAAGUCAAACCAUAUUAAAUGCCAGAGCAUUCCUGGUGCCAUAACCACUACUUUGUACUGUAGUGGUUGUGAUGCUUGGAGUGUUCAUUUUAAUUUUCCUGCAACAAGUUUUCCAGUUGCAUUCGUACUAUAUGAUCACUAUUAUAAUCACCUCAACAAUUUCAUAUACUAAAAAAUACUUUGUAUUUCUCUUGGCUGCUUCACAUCAAUUUAAACAGUGUAGGCUACAUGCUAAUAGUCUGACACUGAAGCCAAAUUCUACAAGAUGGCAAAGUGCAAUUAAGUAAAUACCUAGUAAGGACACUAGGACCUCAAAUAAUCAAGAGAAAGGCAGAAUGGGUGAACAAUGCAGUCCAUAGCUUCCAUGCACUGCAUUGCAGGUGAGCCAGUGAACAAGUGUCUGCAAGAAGAAAAAGAGUAUAAUACACAUGCUAAAAAGGGGGAAUACUUCCUACAGGGUGCUCCAGAAAGGGAGGGCCAAUCCCUGGAGACAUCAAAUGGAAGAAAGGAUAAAUAUUCAGGCACACCUGCAGUUUCCUCUAAAAGGCAAUCUUUUUUUUUUACGAACAAAAAAGUGGAGACAACAUUUUGGCUCCUCUCUGUCCUCUCAAGUCUUGAUAAAGGCUCAGAGAGGAGUCAAAACGAAAAAGUGGAGUCUUGAUAAAGGCUUUGAGAGGAAUCGAAAAGUUGUUUCCACUUUUAUGUUCGUAAUAAAAGACUGCCUUUUAGAAGAAACCUCAGUGAGCAAGUGUCUGUUAGAGCCAGUGGUAUAAAUAGCUAGAUACAGUUUGGCGAAGGAAAAGCUCCAAAAAAUGAACACUGAACCAAAGCUCGGUCAGACACUGGUUCAAACAGAUCCAGCAAAUGAGCAACAUGGUGAGGUAUGUCUUUUUGCUGAUGAUACUAAGAUAUGUAACAGGGUUGAUGUUCCAGGAUGAAUAAGCCAAAUGAUUUAGGUAAACUAGAAAAAUGGUCAGAGUUGUGGCAACUGACAUUUAAUGUGGAUAAGUGCUAGCUAAUGCAUCUUGAACGUAAAAACCCAAGGGCAGAGUACAGAAUAUUUGAUAGUCAUAACCUCAACAUCUGAGGAAAGGGAUUUAGGAUUGAUUAUUUCUGAUGACUUAAAGGUAGGCAGACAAUGUAAUAGAGCAGCAGGAAAUGCUAGCAGAAUGCUUGGUUGUAUAGGGAGAGGUAUUAGCAGUAGAAAGAGGGAAGUGCUCAUGCCAUUGUACAGAACACUGGUGAGACCCCACUUGGAGUAUUGUACUCAGUACUGGAGACCGUAUCGUCAGAAGGAUAUUGAUACUUUAGAGACAGUUCAGAGAAGGUCUACUAAACUGGUUCAUGGAUUGCAGGAUAAAACUUACCAGGAAAGAUUAAAGGAUCUUAACAUGUAUAGCUUGGAGGAAAGGCGAGACAGGGGGGAUAUGAUAGAAACAUUUAAAUAUAUAAAGGGAAUCAACACAGUAAAGGAGGAGACUAUAUUUAAAAGAAGAAAAACUACCACAACAAGAGGACAUAGUCUUAAAUUAGAGGGACAAAGGUUUAAAAAUAAUAUCAGGAAGUAUUACUUUACUGAGAGGGUAGUGGAUGCAUGGAAUAGCCUUCCAGCUAAAGUGGUAGUGGUUAACACAGUUAAGGAGUUUAAGCAUGCGUGGAAUAGGCAUAAGGCUAACCUAGCUAUAAGAUAAGGCCAGGGAAAAAUGAAAGUACUUAGAAAAUUGGGCAGAACUAGAUGGGCUGAAUGGUUCUUAUCUGCUGUCACAUUCUAUGUUUCUAUGUAACACAAAAUGUAGGUGCCAGAAAUAGUUAUAUACAAAUUAAUACCCCUGAAGAAACAGACUAAUAAGGAAUCUGCAUACACCAUGUGCAAUAUGGAAAAUUAAUCUGGUAACAUUCCAAGCAAGAAAAUGAAUGUAAAAACCAUGCUAGCUCACCAAUAUCACCAUGCAUUUGAUAAAGUAAAUAUUAUGGUAAAGGAAAAAUGUGUAAUGUUUAUCAUAAAUUUUCUCAUUAUUUUGUUUUUGUAUAGGUGCAAUGAUGUCCUUGACUUAGUGGAGACAAUGAAACAUUUUGAGACGCUUAAGACUGUGGCAUCUAUAGGUGGUGCAGGUUCUUCAAGUUUGGAUGCCAUGGUGCAAGAAAUCUGGGACUCAUAUGGCAUUGCCAAACAAAACUUUGUUAACCAAAUAACGGAUAUUUUUAUUACUGAUAGAAGCAGUCGUUUUGAAAAGGCAUUUUUUGACUUUAGAACUAAAAUAAAGGUAGGUUAUAUAAUGCUAUCCGUCUGUCCUUUAUGACCAUGAUAGCAACUGAGAAGCUCCGAUUUGUUUCCAUUCUUGAAAAUGCUGGCAUGGAAGAAAACAAACUUGAGAAAAAAAUAUCUCAGUUAUAUUUCUUGGCCUAGAAUUUACAGUUCCCAGUUUAGCGAAUUAGACUUUAGAAUAUGUGGUUUGCUUUCUGCAAUACACAGACUGCUGUAUUUCCCAUUUGUACUGUGACCGUUUCCUUUCACAACACAUUUUGAGACAAUAAAUUACACUUUAUGGUUGUUGUAGAGCAUAACAUUCUCUGGGAAGGCUCAUGAAAUAGAAAUAAUUUACUUCACUUCACCUAGAAUAUUGAAUAUAGACAGUGUGUCUUUUACAAAUUUUGCCUUCAAAGAAUUUCAGUUCAUAAAGAUAGAUAAUUCAAUAUGAAACACAAUGGCCUUGAUUUAAAGGGACACUAUAGUCACCAGAACAAUUACAGCUUAUUGAAUUUGUUCUGGUGAGUAGAAUCAUUAACUUCAGGCUUUUUUCUGUAAACACUGUCUGUGAUGAAGUGCCCUUCGCCACUUGUGCCUGGAGGGGACUACUGGCUAGCCUCCUGCCUUCCGACUAUGGCCCCUGUGCUGAUAGCUGUAUUUUACCCCGCAGAAAGGUUUAUUUGUGUAUAUCUGCCGGGGCGUUCGGAACUUUCAGUAUGUGAGUAGUGCUACCCCAGAUAGCUAUGCCAUGGAGCCUAUUCGUGUAACGAAAGACUAUGGAAAAGACUUUGGCUCCAUGGCGAUUGAACUGUAUGUAUGUGAUCUGAGUGCUAUUCGGUAAUAAUGUGCGCUCAGAUCUAAGCUAUCUGGGGAUAUGUUGCAUGUAAAUGUUUUAUGUAGUAAUUGUAACAUUGUGUAUUUUUUUGUCUUUUUGUAACUAUGUGGUUAAUGGAGUCUUGCCUCUGUCCUGGGAGAUAAUUUGAUUACUUCCCAAUUAUCUCCAGGAUAGAGAGGAGGGAUUGUGAUGUCACUGUGGGAGUGUUUUGUUUGUAUUGUCUGUGAUUGGCUAAUAUCCAGUAUGUGUCCCAUUGUUCCAUCAGGUCCCCUAGGGGAGUGUCCACCUGGUGGACACCUGGUGGACACUUGCAUAAAUACCGCGCAGGUAGCCCUCAAUAAACCAGACCUACUUGCACCUUUCUUGAAGCCUUGGCUCAUGCUUGGGGGAAGGGAUACCUACACUCUUUGGAUUUCUAUAAUCACUUACUCCCCAGAGUAAGCUCUUUUAAGAGCUUGUUUUGUUCCUGCUAUGCUCUCUGGAUUUAGGAGAGGUUCACCCACUGGGAGCUGGAUCCUGGUUGUGGAUCCAGGGUGGGUGAGAGAUGGCGAGACCCCGGCGCAGCUGCAUCACUGGAAGUGGGGUCCGCAGUGCUGAUGGUGUCGGUUGGAGUGCUCGGAGUCCUCGGCAAGCCCUAGGAGCAUCGAUUGGCGGAGCUACUCGGUCAGAGUGCCAGCGGUCCGUCACACUGUCUUUUCAGAGAAAAUGCAAUGUUUACAUUACAGCCUAGGGAUAACUCCACUGGCCACUCCUCAGAUGGCUGCUAAAGCUGCUUCCUUAAAGGACCACUAUAGUGCCAGGAAAACAUACUCGUUUUUGAUUUUCACAGUUAGAAGACGCUUGCGUCCAUAGGAAAGCAUUGAUAAUGCUUUCCUAUGGACUGGCUGAAUGCGCCCUCAGGGUCCCACUCCUGUGGCGCUGAAGGGGGAGGAAGGGGUUAAUCCCUUACCUUUUCUCCAGCGAGGGGCUCCCUCGGCGCUGGGACUCUCCUCCCUCUUCUUAUUUCAUCAGCUGAAUGCGCAUGCGCGGCAAGAGCCCCGCGCGCAUUCAGCCAGUUCAUAGGAAAGCAUUCUCAAUGCUUUCCUAUGGAUGCAAGCGUCUUCUCACUGUGAAAAUCACAGUGAAAAAGCGGAAGCACCUCUAGCGACUGUCAAUGAGACAGCCACUAGAGGCUGGAUUAACCCAUAGGUAAACAUAGCAGUUUCUCUCAAACUGCUAUGUUUACUGCAACAAAGGUUAAACCUAGCUGGACCAGGCACCCAGACCACUUCAUUGAGCUGAAGUGGUCUGGGUGCCUAUAGUGGUCCUUUAAGCAGUCCUGCCUAAUGUGCAGCACUGCCAUUCUGUGUAGCCACCCUCUGCAUGCAGACACUGAAUUUUCCUCAUAGCGAUGCAUUGAUUCAAUUAAUCUCUAUGAGGAGAUGCUGAUUGGCCAGUAUCCGGGGUUGAUAACUUUACGCAAAAUGGGAGUAUCUAUAUCGAUAGAAUCUUAAGUGCAACCACAGGACAUCCAAUUUUGAAAGACUUUCUUAAUAUCUUUCCUCUCCCUAUUAGGGAUAUAUACUUUAAGAAUGACUGAACUCUUUACAUGCUUUCUGGCAUUGGAGGAGUUAAUUUGUUUGCUUUCAUGACCCUCUAUCAUUGGAGGAGUUAAUUUGUUGGUUCUAAGACCCUCCUCCUCUUUCUCUGCUUAAUUGAAUACGCAUGCUGUUACUGACAUCACAAAAAUGGUGACUCCAUUUUCCCUUUAAAAGGAGGCAAGAUUUCAGUCUGAUCUUAGCUCUUGACAUAGGCGCAUAUCAGCACCGAAACGCACAUUGAGCAGACGGUCCACUGGUGAUUUUUAAUACUUGGACAGUGUUGUGGUCGUGACCUAAAUAUGAAUAUUAAUCUCUUAAUACAUAAUAAUUAAGCAAUACGGAACAACAUUAAUAUUUUUAUAAUUCAUGGUAUUAUGGUCGAAUAUGUGGAUAGAAAAUACACAAAACGUUGUAAUAUUAAAUGUAUAUUUAAUAUAACUAUAAUAAAUAAACAGAUGCUAGCGGAAUGUCAAUUUCAAUAAUUAUACAAUACAAUACUACACAAAACACUAUUGGUUGCUAAAUAUUAUACAAAAGGCUAUUACAAUUGCUAACUGUUACAAUACAAACAUAUUACUUACAAGGCCCCAGCCAAAGGGCUGGGGCUAAGUCAGAGCUGGUGCUACAUGAUCAGUCAGGUACAGGCAAACAGAGAGCUAGCUUCUCCUCACAUCUGGGUUUUUAUUCAGUGUAAGUAGGCUGGCCUGUGAUGUCACUGCCAGAAGCACAUGUCUUCCUACACACUCCCCCUAGUGGUGCCCCCAAAGCAUUACACUAAAUAUGCUUUCUUUAUGAUGUAAAGUCAUUAAUUAAUAAAUAUCAUUACAAACCACCCUUUGACUUAUGUCAUAAAACAAGCAUUUAUAAAACCAGUACAUUUUGAAUCUUCCCCAUUUUAACACUACCUGCCCUACAACAAAACCCACCAUUUGAAGAACGAUACCCAUUUACCCAUUAUUACCCAUUAACAUUUUAUUGCUUAUAUAAAUGUUCACCAUUGAGCACAUGCAUUACCAGUUGGGAAAUAGGCACAUACCCACCCUUAUAAUAAUGAACAACUCAAACCAUGUUUUAUUAGAUUAACCAAUGAUAUUGUGUUCAUGUGAGGAUGUGUUUUGGAGCUUAAUAUAGUAUUACACACCACAAACUCAUAACACCUAUGAAUCAUGGCACAGACCGACUCGAUUUCUGUAGCCUCUGGCUGGUCUGUGUGCCUGGAAUUUUCAGAAACAUUAGUCCUGGAAACUGGAUACUCUAUUCUUCGACAGUCUCAUAGAACAUACGCAUGGAGACAGGGAUGAAUGAAACAGUUCAUGUGAUCAAGGACUUUUGUGUGUUUGUGGUCACAUUGUUUUGUUUUUUCUUUCUUUAUACCAUUAACCACCUUGACGUAACAGUUUCCUGCUCCUGAUGCAUUUUGUUCUGACUCUCACCACUCUUAGCUGCAAUAUUUUUUCUCCUUACAGCAACAGUUGAGCAUAGUGUCCAGUGCUUCUUCUUCUUCUGCUUAAAAUAUCCUUGCUUGAAAGGUCUUGAAUGAAAACACAGGCAAUGACGAACACAAACAUAAAUAAUAACUGUGCCAAUCAUCACAAGUACCAUGUGAUUGUGGUGUCUUAACCAUAUUUUUUUCCUAUGGCGUUUGGAUAAAUACCUACACACCUCUCUUCACAUCCAGCACACUCCUGAUUCACAGAUAAACACAAUAUCACUGCUGUAUCUACCAAUUUAACCCAAACACUCGUUAUUACUGCUGCAUUUACCAAUUUAAUCUAAACACUCGUUAUCACUGCUGCAUUUAACCAAUUUAAUCUAAACAUUAACCAAAACAAUUACAUUCCUAUUUACCACCCUUCUAUUUAAACAUGUAUAGAUAACCCAAAAUGCCUACUUUCUCUUAUCCCUCUUAUCAUUCUUCUGUUUUUUUUUUUUUUGAACUGCAACCACUCAUGCACUUUACACAGACACAAAUCAAGCACCUACUGGACAAUGGGGUUCCCUCGUUAGAGCCCUCCCACCCCAGUUUGGUUUACACAAAAAUACCCCCUGGUCCCUAUGGGUCAAUUCCCCCCUUUCCCAGGCAAGCAUACAUACAUACAUACAUACAAUAAUAAUACAUAAGGGUUUCAAUUGCAAUACAAUCACUAGAAAUAAGAGAAUAGUAUGCACAAAAUCAUAGCAUAGACAUGUUAAAUAGACAAUAAAAUAAAACAUUCAAUAGCUCAUCAAAGGUCAACAUUUAAACACUGGUCUCCAUUUGAUAUUCUAUCUGUGUUCCAAUGUCCACCCCUGGUUUCUGCUAUAUCUGAAAAAGGUAAGAAAACAGAUCAGGAUUACUUUUCCUUGUCACUUAUAGCGUAUACUGCCAAAUCCUUUACUUAGCAUAUAUACAUAUAUACACAUAUAAAUACAUUCCCUAAACUUUUCAUUUUAUAAACAAUUUGUUCAACAAGGUAACUUUCUUAAUUUUCUACUUGGCUCUUAAAAUAAACAAUCAGCUAAUAGCUGCUUUCUGCAUCUUCUCUGCAAUUCAGGAAACACAUUUCUAGCCAACCUAAACAUGUUUAAUAACUCUCCACCCUUUGGUUAAAUUAUAGAGGAGUGAACCACAACACCUCUUCCGCCUCUGAAAGGAUAUAGGUCAAUAUGUCUCAAAGUUCAACACUUCUGACAGCUAUGAGUGACUCCCUAUUAAUUUCUAGCCUUUCCACGGACAUGCUUGCACCUCGCGGCUAAGGGCCUGCACAACUAACCACCCUGUGAUGGCAGUGGCUUUCCGCAUGGGGGUGACCGCCCCCGCAAAAUUAUAGAGGAGCAAACAUACAGCAGCCUCUUUUCCGGCUCGAUUAAAGGUUCUGGGCCAAUAUGUCUGCAAUUUAACCAGUACACUCACGUAUCACUUAUUGUAUAUUUCCUGGUCUCUCAGGAAUUUCUAUUAAAUAGCGUAUCCCCUUCCCAGGGCAAUAUACAACAAAAACUAGUCACCAAGGGUCUCUAUGGUCAUGAUAGGCCACCCUACCACUAGUGUAAUACGCCCUUUUUUUAAAAUAUAUUUCCUGGUCUCUCAGAGAUUUUGCCUAUCCCUUUCCCAGAGCAAUAUAUAUAAACAAUUACAAAUAAGUUACAAAACGCUACUUAUAAGUAAUACAGGGUUUCAAAUAAUAAUACAGGAUAGAACUGCACAACAACUAUUGGGUAUGCUCCCCCUUAUCCGGACACGUUUAAAUACCCCCUAGCUCAGGUUCCCCACCCGCUACUGUAACUAAAAUCACAGCCCACGUUAUGGAGGUUCACCCGCUAGGCAGAUACACCCUAAUUCAAAGCAUGGAAAUAUUAAAAUCAGUUAUAGAUGGCUUCUAAAAUAAUAUAAAUCUUAAUCUGAGCCCCUACACUUACUUUGUUAAAAAUGCUAACUUGUUAAAAUAUUCAGACUAAAUAGGACAAAGGAAUUAUUUUACCAUUUUUUCAGUUCAUUUGUUACCAGUUCCUGCAUAUGUCCAGUAAUUCCUUAGUCCUGGAUAAUAAAGCUGAAAAACACUCCACAAAUUGAUUAGCUUAGGCAAUUACAUUUACAAAACAAUGCAGUUUAUUUUUUCUCAUACAGGCAAGACUACCCACCCCCAACAAGGACAAAUUCUCCCCCAGCUGUAGCUGAAAAGCAUGGUCACACAGCUGUUAAAAAGGUGGUCUCUCCUUCAUGAGUCAAAAUCAUAUAUAUUUAUACUAAUAUUCUGUGUAUACGCACACAUAAAUCUAUUAUUCACUGAAUCUGCUUUACUAAACGUAUCUUUUUCUUAACUACUAAUUUAAUACAUUUUGUCCAAAUCUCUUUUCAACUAGACAAAUCCAUGAAUACCAAACAAAUGUAAAUUAGUACACAAACAGGGUCAAAUUUAGCAAUAAAACCUGGUGAACUAGUUUAGUGAAAAGUUUUUUCCUAUGCAAAUGAAAGCAAACAAUGAAACUAGGCCUCAACUCAUUCACACCAUGUGGUCAAUGGUGGAUUAAAAUCCACAUGGUCAGACAAAAAGUAAAAUAGUUUUUUGUUUUAUAUAUAAAAAUGACCAAAGGUUGGUAAAACGUAACAAGCAACACAAUAAUUCAUCACUAUGUUCUACAACAAGAGAUACCUUAAAAAACAAAUAUCUAAUCCCUAUCUGCUAUCUGCAUUCAUUCCAUUAAAACCAAAUCAUCAUUCAUUUAUUCAUUUGUAUACAGACAGACAAUUUACAGUACGAUUUAAGCUAAAUGCAUAACAUUUAUAUUUUCCCCAAUAUUCAAGCAUAAUCCUGCCGACUACGCCAAAUGUUGUGGUCGUGACCUAAAUAUGAAUAUUAAUCUCUUAAUACAUAAUAAUUAAGCAAUACGGAACAACAUGAAUAUUUUUAUAAUUCAUGGUAUUAUGGUCGAAUAUGUGGAUAGAAAAUACACAAAACGUUGUAAUAUUAAAUGUAUAUUUAAUAUAACUAUAAUAAAUAAACAGAUGCUAGCGGAAUGUCAAUUUCAAUAAUUAUACAAUACAAUACUACACAAAACACUAUUGGUUGCUAAAUAUUAUACAAAAGGCUAUUACAAUUGCUAACUGUUACAAUACAAACAUAUUACUUACAAGGCCCCAGCCAAAGGGCUGGGGCUAAGUCAGAGCUGGUGCUACAUGAUCAGUCAGGUACAGGCAAACAGAGAGCUAGCUUCUCCUCACAUCUGGGUUUUUAUUCAGUGUAAGUAGGCUGGCCUGUGAUGUCACUGCCAGAAGCACAUGUCUUCCUACACACUCCCCCUAGUGGUGCCCCCAAAGCAUUACACUAAAUAUGCUUUCUUUAUGAUGUAAAGUCAUUAAUUAAUAAAUAUCAUUACAGACAGCUUUUGCAUGCCUUAGAAACUUGCUAUUACUAUAAAUCUUAACGAUCUCCCAGGGCAAAUAGGCAGUUUCUAUUUUAGGCAGUAGUAGAUGAGUUAGUAUCGGCUAUUUUAACUUAUUUCACACUAUGUUGGGUUAUGCCCUAAUUACCCCACAACCAUUACGGACUCGAUGUUAGAUUCUCCUUCAUCGUGUUUGUAUAUUUAAAGCAUUGUGACUGGUUCAGACCACCGCUUCUGAUGAUGUCAGCAGGCAGGUGCAGGUCUGAGGCAAACUGGGGCAGAGCCAGGAGCUGCAGAAUUGAAUACAAGUAAGAUUUUACUAUAUUUAGGGAGCCAAGAGGGUCCAGGGGGGCUAGAUGGUGGUUUUAACAAUAUAGGGUCAGGAAUACAUGUUUGAGUGUCUGACCCUAUAGUGCUCCUUUAAUAUUUUUGAAUAAAGUUUAAAUUAUUUUUUCAAAAUAUUAGACAAUCAAAAAUAGAUCAUUAAAAAAAUCACAAAAAAACAUUAAAAUAUAAAAGAUGUAAGCAACAGUUCUCACUCUUUCUUUAUAGAGAAAGCAGAAUAAUAUGUUUUUUAAUUAAUAUCUUGAAUAUAGAAAUGCUUGGUUUUCUUCUGCUAGUAAAACUGUAUUGUUAAAUCAUGUAUUCAAAGUAGAGUCAGGUUAUCCCAUUUUCCAUAACUAAAACGUUACUAUAAAAUAGUACAGAUAAAAAAAAACCUAUACAACUGUCAGCAUAGGAAACAACACUUUGGAGAACAUUCACUACGUGGACUAACAGUUUUCAUCAUUCAUUAGCUUAAUGUGUAGCAUACAAUACCCUAUUUAAGUUUUAGCCUGUUAUGGAACAUUUUCCACUGUACUUAUAUUAUCUGGGAACAGAAGGUAGAGAACUCUUUACUUACCCAGAGCUAGCACUUAUUAUUAUUAUUAUUAUUAGCUAGAUUCAUUUUAAUUGUCACUUUUGAAUUUGAAAGUUUUUAUGAAAAGCUCGUGACUACAUUUAUGCCAAAUAUGUAUUCAAAAGUAUUUUAUUUAAUUAGGAAAAUUUUGGUAUCUUGUAGAGUUUGUAAAAAUCCUAUUUUGACUUACUACAGCUUGCUUAAAUUAAUUUGUACAAACAAAUGUUGUUUCCAUAUUUUUAAUUUCUUUUCAAAUUUAAUUUUCCCAUUUUGCAGAGUCUAGAACACAAGCUUGGGGAAAUUCUGAGAAGCAGUUUCAUUCAAUGUCCCACCAUAGCAUCUCAGCUGAGACUUUUAGAGGUAUUUGAAGGAAUCAGCAGACGAGAUGUCGUGAAGGUAAUAUUUGCUUUAAAAAGAAGGACACUCCACAGCCCAAAAACAAAACAGUAAAAAAAGAAACCAGAAUUGAGUAGAUAUACCCCAAAUAAAAACAUGCAUGCAUUUAAUUAUACAUUUUUUAAUUAGGGUAUAUCUAGAACAGCUUGCAAGAGCUGUAGAUUUAUUGUUUGCAGCCUUUGAACCUCCCACCCCUUUGCAAGGCAGGUACUCUGAACCAUUGCCUACCACUGAGCUAAACAACCAUGAAGUAACAGGACCAGUUGUCUGGUUAACCUCAUGGGAGUGUAACAAGGUUAAUUUAUAAAAGUGCCAAUUUCUAUUGAAACGCGCACUUUUUGUAAAAUGAAAAAAGAGAAACAAUUUGAAAAGAAAUCACUCUUCACACAUAAAAUACGUACUCAAGCUAAGUUGUUUUAGGAGUUUGGAGUAUUCCUUUAAUCAUCUAUACUCUUACUGUGAGGGGUAUUUUGUGUCUCACAAAAAACUGACUGUAAGUACAAUAACUUUAUGAAAAAACGAGUGAGUGUGUUGUAUGUUGGGGUUGCAUUUUAACCAAAAUCGUGGGGGAUAGGGGUAAAAUUCUGGAACUAUAAAAGCUUAGAAACAAAACAGAUCUUGAUUCUUUAUGAUUUACUAACAGAUUAACUACUGACUGAAAAAUGUGACCUUAUUAAAUUUUAGUAAAUAUAGUUAGCAGUCAUUAAAAGUUUCAACUCAACAUGAGUGGACGACAGGAAAAGAACAAAAAGCAAUUCUUGGAAGAAUAAAUCACAUUCAUACUUAUUGAAAUAUUUCAGUCUUGUAUUUGAUUUUUUUAAUUUUUAUUAAUUUCUCUUUAUUAUAAUGCUUUAUAGUCUAUAUUUUUAACCCAAUUAGUGCUUUGAUAAAUGAGUUUAAUUCAAGGUUUUUCAACUUCACCAAAGUAUGCUUACUAUGAGCGUUAUUUACUAAAGUGUAUUCAAAGAAAAUUGAAAGUUGGCAAAAAUAGCCAAAUUAGAAUAUUUCUCCAGCACAAUACUGUUUUCAGUUCAACUAUUUUGGCAUUUAAUUUGAAAUUCACUUUGACAUCACUCUGAAUUUCUGGCAAUUCUCAAUUUAGUGAAUAAUUUGCUUCAAUGUUAAACAAUUUAACCAAUACACCAGUAAAUGUCAAGCUAUCAUAGCAUGUAAUUAUCAAAUAAAUAUAAUGGAAUGGAAAUUGUGAUUCACACAAUUUACAAAAAAUAUAUCUUUCAUUUUCAGGAUUACUUAAAGGACAAAGAUGACCAGUUAGUUGCAAUGUUCAUAGAAGAACUCACUCAAGUGAAUGAGAUGUAUGUGUCCAUGGCCCACAAUCCUCCAAUGCACAUUAAUAUGGCUCCUACAGUCAGCAAGUUGUUGUGGAUUAGAGGACUUCAUGCACGCAUUUCUGUAAGUUGUUUUUGUAAGAGUUAAUAUUUUUUCAUGUUUAUUAUGCAUUAGUCUAAUGGAAGAAGAAUAAAUAAUGGGUUGGAAUAUGUGAUGUAAAGCCCUAAUUGUGCAUAAAUGUGUUUAUUCUUUUCUUACAUUUUGUGUUUCAUAUUGUCUAUCCCAGGAACCCAUGGUGAAGCUGAAAUUAGUAUCACCACUCACUCUAGAAGGAGACUUGGGAUGGAAACUGAGGCAUUUGUACUCAGCAACAGAAGAAGAAAUAAAAAGGUACACAAAUGCAGGAAGGCUAACAUAUUCAGCAUGCUACAACAAACAUCAGUUUGCCAUUUCAAUUUUGAUAUAGGUGUGGAAGUGCAGCUCCACAUAUUGUCUGCAUAAGGAAGCUCUUCACAAAAUAUACCCAAAUAGAAUUUCUCUAUUUACUUCCCUAAUAAAUAGUGAACAUAGAAAAUACAUACAAAAAAUACAUAGAAAAUAAAUACAAGUGAUACAUGUAAAAUCUUUGUUAACAGUACUUGAUGUUAAAAAGCAUUGUCAUUUCUGUGGAAUGUAUGAUCACUCAUUGGUGUCUAUCACAAGGUGGCAAGGGGUAUAAUUGCCCCCCAGGUCAUUACUAUUGCACAAUGUACAAUUCACCUGCUGAAGAGCAGCCGCAGAUGAGUUGGUAUGUCUGCAACUAGAGAUAUAUGGCAGAAGCAGGCAGGACCUUUGCUACCAUGUGGAUUUGUGCGCUCCAGAUUUUUAGUGGAACAUUGAGAUAUUACCUUAGAAUCUGCUGUAGUUGGGUUCAUCCAGGUGGCCACACCUCCCCUUGUGUCUGUCUGCUUUACCAAUGCUCCAAUCCAUGAUACCCUGCUGCUAUGAGAUUUAGUGGCUCUACUGCACAUUCCCCCCAAAAAAGCAAAUCUAAUUUUUAGUGAAACAUGUGGUUAAAAUAAUGGCCUGAAAUGAAGGUGAAGAGGGGCCCACAAAAUUCACAGCCUCUAGUAAGGACUGUCAUGGGUAGUUAACUGAAAUAUAAUUACUAUAUAAUAUGUAUCUCCUGCCAUUGAGAAGAUUUGUAAAGAUCAAAGUGAUAAUCUGAGUGUACAUUUUUAAAAUGUCUUUCUUACACACCAGGUUUGAGGACAAUCUAGUGAAGUCUUGGCUCUCAGAUGUGAAUAAGGAACUCAGCGAGUCCUGGAAACUCCCUUUACUUGUAAGCAUGUUAUAAAACUUACAUAUUUUUGUGCAUGAUGGUUGUCACAGUCCAGCUAUUGCUGGAGGCUCUGAGGCAGCGGUCCCACAUUCAUAAAGUGCAAAUAUACAUAUAGCGAUUAUCGUAAUAUACAUGACUUCAGGCAGCAUGUGUAUUGAAGAGAGGGCCCAGCACACGCCAUCUCCAGAUUCCAAAAACUCUCUCCAACUUUUGUGAGCCCCUGCCUAGCCUUGUUUAGGUCUACAUUCUUGUCCCUGACAUCCUUGGACAGCUCUUUUGUCUUGGCCAUGGUGGAGAGUUUGGAAUCUGAUUGAUUGUUUCUGUGGACAGGUGCAUUUUACACAGGUAACGAGAGAGUGCUUUAAGAGAGUGCUACUAAUCUCAGCUUGUUACCUGUAUAAAAGACACAUGGGAGCCAGAAAUCUUGCUUAUUGAUAAGGGAUCAAAUACUUAUUUCACUCAUUGAUAUGCAAUUUAUAACAUUUUUUUACAUGCGUAUUUCUGGAUAUUUUUUUGUUGUUGUUGUUAUUCUGUCUUUCUCACUGUUAAAAUACACCUACCAUUAAAAUUAUAGACUGAUCAUUUCUUUGUCAGUGGGCAAACGUUCAAAAUCAGCAGGGGACUAAAAUACUUCUUUAUCUUGAUGUGUAUAGAUGUGUAUAUCUAUACAUAUCAGCAUAUCUCCCGGCAGCACACACCAUCUUCAGCUUCCAGAAGCUCUUUCCAACUCUUGUGAGCCCCUGGCAGCUUUGCUGCUGGAUAUCAUGGCAAUGCAACAUGCAGGCUAGGCUCACGAAAGUUGGGGAGAGAAGCUGCUGGAAUCUGAAGACGGUGUAUGCCACUACAGAGCAAGUCAGUUCAAUGCCACUGGACCAUCAGUGGGUGGGGGAGCCCAGACCUUGAGCUGUGUAAUUGGCCCCAAAAUUUCUGAUGGCCACUGUGUUUUUACGGGACAAGCCAUUACUAUUAAAAUGUCUCUGAUUAAAUUGAUAGUAAAAUAAAUAGUGUGCUUAUUAAAAAACAACCAAGUCAGGCAAAUAGACUGAGAUAUUAUGUUUUCCAUAUACUGAAGAUAAAAUGGUAUUCUAUGGAAGUUAUACCCUAAAAUAAGUACAUAUGAAUUGAAUGUUAAAGAACCACUAUAGUGCCAUGAAAACAUACUAGUUUUCCUGGCACUAUAGUGCUCUGAGGGUGCCCCCACCCUCGGGACCCCCUCCCGCCUGGCUGGAUGGCGAGGAAAGGGGUUAAACUCACCUUUAUUCCAGCGCCGGGCGGGGAGCUCUCCUCUUCCUCUCCGCCUCCUCUCCGCCAGUUUCUCUGAAACUGCUAUGUUUAUAAAAAAAAGGGGUUAAUUAUAGAGGGACCUGGCACCCAGACCACUUCAUUAAGCUGAAGUGGUCUGGGUGCCUAGAGUGGUCCUUUAAUGUGAAAACUGGAAAAUUUCAUUUUGCUGAAAAAUACCUCUUCGUGUUGUUAGUUUGUUUAGUAAUUGUUAUACAAAUAUGUAUGGAAGUAUUUUUUUUUAACAGAGUCGUACAAUUUUUAAUGUUAGAUUUGUACUUGCUUGUCCUAUGCAUAUACCAUUGCAUAUUUGAAGCUUUGACCACAUUCUUGGGUUAUAAUUAGAGAUGAGCGAACAUUACGAUUUUUGACCCCGAACCCGGACAUUUCAGUUCGGUGUUCGGCGAUUUAAUGACCCGUUUUGAAAAGCUGCAGGGCAGCCAAUCAACAAGCGUUUGACUCGUGUGCUCUUAGAAGCCAUCACAGCCAUGCCUACUAAUGGCAUGGCUGUGAUUGGCCAGUGCAGCAUGUGACCCAGCCUCUAUAUAAGCUGGAGUCACAUGAGCUCUUAUUAGUGUAGGGAGAGGAUGUUGCAGCUGUUAGGGACAGAUUAGGAAAGGGGCGUACACUUCAUAUCUGAGAGUCAAAUAGAACCGUCAAGUACUGUGGUUACAUUGCACUUUGAAAAAUUAAAAAAAUUUUGGUGCUAAAAAGUACAUUUGUGGUGUGCACUUCAUAUCUGAGAGUCAAAUAGAACCAUCAAAUACUGUGGUUACAUCGCACUUUAAAAAAUUCGAAUAUUUUUGGUGCUAAAAAGUAAACGAUCGUCUGGGGUUGCUGUGUCUCUUGUGCAGAGAUAACUUGCUGGCAUUUCGGAUUUGUACUGCCCGUAUGGGUGGGACCAGUCUGAUAUGUUUCAGAGAUGUUCUCUAUGUAAUGGCACAAGAUGAGCAAAAACCAGCUUGAGAUCUGAGCUGGACCCCACUGAAGGGCAGGCUAUUUCAGCUGCUGCCCGUUCUCAGUAUACUCUUGCAACCCAUUUUUUUGCUCUCCAUAUUGUUGGUUGACAAAUUCACAUUUUUUGAGACAGUGAAGUAACUGUAUUAAUUAUGCCUGUCACACUGUUGUGUGACCUCUCAAAAUAUUUUCUCUUUAGGACACAGGCACUGUUUACUGUCAGUGAACUUAAUUGUUGACUAUUGGUGGUUACAUUGUCGCCUGACAUAAACCAUCUGUUAGUUUGGUGGGUGAGCGCAAAGAAUGAGGAGAGCGUCAAAUAAGGGAUGUGGCCCUGGUAAUGGUGCUGCUGGUGUUGGUGGAGCUCCUGUUGCAGGGAGAGGACGUGGUCGAUCUGUGCCAGCUACACGCACAAGAGAAACACCUUCCUCAGGUGCGAGUAGGCGACAGAACCUUCAGCGUUAUUUGGUAGGCCCGAAUGCCACUCUACGAAUGGUGAGGCCAGAACAAGUACAGGGCAAAAGUAGAUUGGGUGGCUGACAAUAUUUUGGGGGCUACCCCAAUUAAAAAACAAAACAAAAACAAAAACAAAAAAAAAAUAAAAAACAGUGUUGGCUACCUCCUCCUCCUCCACCACCGCUUCCACCUACACCGCCACGGUCACCGCCUCCUCAACCUCCUACUCCACCUCCUCCUCCUAGUUCAAGAUUAUUAUUUUACAUUUUUAUGUAUUUUAUGUUUUUUUAAAUUAUUUCCCUAUCCACAUUUGUUUGCAGGGCACUUGUCCUACUCUUACCCCCAUUUUACUUCCUUUUGCAGCCCUGUAGUCCUUUCCAGGACUUUUUUAGAGCCAUUUUAGUGCCGAAGUUUGGCCGAACCUGGCGAACCCGAACAUCCAGGUGUCCGCUCAACUCUAGUUAUAAUAUCCAUACAUUUGGGCUAUAAUAUCAUAUUGUAUUUUUGAAACUUUCACCAUUCUCUUGUGUUCAGUAAUGUCCAGUUGUAAGAGUGUCAAUUUGCAGUAAUUAAUUUAUGUAAAUAAUUAAGGUAGUUUGACAAAAGUAUAUUACUACUUGCUUAUUGUUAUGUCCAUAACAUGUUUUAAACAAUAAAGAAAUUAAGAGCAAAAACGUUUAAUUGUGUCCAAGUGCACUCCAGACUCCAGUACACCGAUCGAUAGAGCAUUAAAAAAUAUAGCAACUAUUUAGCACACCUUAUAUUUCAACCCAAAUCUCUGUGCAGCAUUUCAACAAUAUGUAUUUGUCAAGCUCUCUUGAUGUUUGAAAGACCAUAACAUGUCACUAAUAGAGAUGUCGCGAACUGUCCGCCGGCGAACAAUAGCGUGUGAACAUAUCCGAUUUCCGGUCCGCCCCCUAUACGUCAUCAUUGAGUAAACUUUGACCCGGAACCUCACAGUCAGCAGACACUUCCUGGGAGGGAGGGUCUGCUGCUGAUUGGGUGGAAUGUGUCUGCUGGCUGUGAGGUUCCGGGUCAAAGUUUUCUCAAUGAUGACGUAUAGGGGGCGGACCGGAAAUCGGAUAUGUUCGCCCAACGCUAACACGCUAUUGUUCGCCAGCGGACAGUUCGCGAACAGUUCGGCGGACAGUUUGCGACAUCUCUAGUCACUAAAUCUCCCAUAUCUGGAUUCUUUACUAACCCUUUAAAAUAUCGAACUGUUUUCACAUGAACGUUUUCUAUUUGUCUUUUUGUCACCAUUCAUACUACGAUUUUUAAACUCAUUAUAAAGGAAUAAUCUACUAACAAGAUUAUGAUGGCUGAUAUAAAUAUAGUUUUGAAUGGAUAGAUAGAUUACAGUUAUGCUAUUACCUGUAUAUCUCACGUUGUUUUUUUUUUUUUAUUCCUGUUUCAGAGACCUUCCUUUUCAAGAAAUGAACAGGAGGAUUAUUUCACUCAAAUCGAAUUAAAUCUUAAUCCAGACAUUCUCAUCUAUCUACGGGAAGCUGAAUAUUUGGUGGGGCCUCCUUUCCUGAUGAAGGCAAGUUAAAUGAGAUAUAUGCAACAUUUUAUUCAAUGUCUUUAUUUAUUCUUUGCAUUUUUUGUACAUCAGAAAUUAAAUUGCAUCUAACCACUUGUAGGUUUUAAGUGUCUGACUUAGGACCUAUUUCUCCUGUUAUCACUACUUUUUAAGGUCUAACUGCUAUUCAUUAAAUUUUGGCUGCCGCUACUGAAAGCUAGUUACUAAGCAUUGGAUACUGGAUUGUGUUAUUUUUCAUGGGAGCCACUAACUACUUAAUGAAUAGUUUCCUGCUGGUUUUCAACCCUUUCACUACUGUUUAAUGGCUGCUACUAACAUUCAAGACUUAACACCAGGCACUUGCCAUAUACUAGGAAGUUAACAGCUAAAUUCCUAUAAAAUAAAUAUUAGUUGUAUGGUAUUACAAUUAAAUCCUGAAGCACAUUAUCAAAGCAUAUUAAACCAUAGUGGACUGCAAUCAAAUUACAGAAAAGAUCAGACACAUGAUAUAAUGUAUAUGGUCCUUCUUUCUAUAAGCAAAGGACAUGUGUAGUUUAUAUGAACAGUUCAUAAAGCAGAAAUAAGCCACAAAAGUGACAUAUGAAUGUAUAUGGCAUGACAGAUAUUAUUACAUUUCAUUCACUGUCAGUAUCUCCUGUUAAGGAUAAAGUAUGAAUGUUUAGGGUGCAUUCCCACCCUAAUUGCAAUGUUUUAAUUGCAAUGUAUGGUUGAUAUCGUGACAGCUUAUUCAGCAUACAUGUCUGGGAUUUCUUUUCCUGACACUAUAGUUUCCUUUAACUAAUCUAUACAGUAAUGGAUUAAGGGGAACUAUUUCUGAAUAUUAAUUGCUUGACAGAAAUAUCUUUCAGACGUGGUAGACCCCCAAAAGAAACAAACUAUUCAUAAUACAGUGAGGGAAAAAAGUAUUUGAUCCCCUGCUGGUUUUGAACAUUUGCCCACUGAAAAAGAAAUUAUAAGUCUAUAAUUUUAAUGGUAGGUGUAUUUUAACAGUGAGAGACAGAAUAACAUAAAAAAAAAACAAAAAAAAAGAAAAUCAAGAAAAACGCAUGUCAAAAAAGUUAGAAAUUGAUUUGCAUGUCAAUGAGUGAAAUAAGUAUUUGACCACUUCAACUUUGUACUUGGUGCCAAAACCCUUGUUGGCAAUCACAGAGGUCAGACGUAUCUUGUAGUUGGCCACCAGUUUGCACAAAUCUCAGGAGGGAUUUUGUGCCACUCCUCUUUGCAGAUCCUCUCCAAGUCAUUAAGAUUUCGAGGCUGACGUUUGGCAAUUUGAACCUUCAGCUCCUUCCACAGAUUUUCUAUGGGAUUAAGGUCUGGAGACUGGCUAGGCCACUCCAGGACCUUAAUGUGCUUCUCCUUGAGCCACUCCUUUGUUGCCUUGGCUGUGUGUUUUAGGUCAUUGUGAUGCUGGAAUACCCAUCCACGACCCAUUUUCAAUGUCCUGGCUGAGGUAAGCAGGUUCUCACCGAAGAUUUGAUCGUACCUGGCCCUGUCCAUUGUCCUUUUGGUGUGGUGCAGUUGUCCUGUCCCCUUAGCAGAAAAACAUAAGAAGCAUAAUGUUUCCACCAUAAGAGCUUGAUUUUGGUCUCAUCUGACUACAACACUUUCACCCAGUUAUCCUCCGAAUCAUUCAGAUGUUCAUUUGCAAACUUCAGAUGAGCCUGUGCAUGUGCUUUCUUACACAGGGGAACCUUGCCGUCACUGCAGAAUUUCAGUCCUUCACGGCGUAGUGUGUUACCGAUUGUUUUCUUGGUGACUAUGGUCCCAGCUGCCUUGAGAUCAUUAACUAGAUCCUCCCAUGUAGUUCUGGGCUGAUUCCGCACCAUUCUCAUGAUCAUUGAAACUCCAUGAGAUGAGGUCUUGCAUGGAGCACCAGACCGAGGGAGACUAACAGUUUGUUGUGUUUCUUCCAUUUGUGAAUAAUCGCACCAACUGUUGUCACCUUCUCACUAUGCUGCUUGGCGAUAGUCUUGUAGCGAAUUUCAGCCUUGUGUAGGUCUACAAUCUUGUCCCUGACAUCCUUGGACAGCACUUUAGUCUUGGUCAUGGUAGAGAGUUUGGAAUCUGGUUGAUUGCUUCUGUGGACAGAUGUAUUUUGUACAGGUAACGAGCUGAGAUUAGGAGCACUCCCUUUAAGAGAGUGCUCCUAAUCUCAGCUCGUUACCUGUAUAAAAUACAUCCGGAAGCCAGAAAUCUUGCUGAUUAAUAGGGAAUCAAAUACGUAUUUCACUCAUUCCCAUGCAAAUCAAUUUAUAACUUUUUUGACAUGCGUUUUCUGGAUUUUUUUUUUUUUUUAGUUAUUCUGUCUCUCACUGUUAAAAUACACCUACCAUUAAAAUUAUAGACUGGUCAUUUCUUUGUCAGUGGGCAAACGUUCAAAAUCAGCAAGGGGAUCAAAUACUUUUCCCCCCUCACUGUAUAGUCCUGGUUAUAAAUAAAUUUAAUGGUUUGUAUUGGCCUCGAAUAUAUUUGUAUAAAAUAUUGUAUAUAUGUCUAUAUAUUGAAUAAUAUUUGUAUCAUAUCCCCUCUGAGUCGCUGUUUUUCUAAUGUAAACAGAUUUAAAUUUGUUUAUCUUUCUAAAACUAAGAUGUUCCAUUCUUUUUAUCAAAAGAACACUAUAGUGUUAGGUAUUCCCAGCUCUAUAGGAGCCUUCUGCCACCCCACCAUGAAACAGUUAAAUAACCCAUUUAACACUUUCCAGAUUCCAGCAUUCAGGCUUCAGGUCUUUCUCAUAGGAAAGCAUUGACUCAGUGCUUUCCUAUCUUUCCUAUAGGGAUUUAUAAGUACACUGGACAUCGUCAUGCAAAGCAUGAGGACGUCCAGUGUUGUUUCACAGAGACAAACUUUGUGAAACUGCAGGAACUUCAGGAAGCACAGACAGCCACUACAGACAGGCGCAGACAGCCACAGACAGGCGCUAAAAACAGUCUUAACACUGCAAUAUAAACAUCUCUAAAACUGCAAUGUUUUAUAUUGCAGAGUAAAGGGAGCAGGGACUUCACCCAGACCACUUUAUGAUGACUGAGAUGAAAUGGUCUGGGUGCCUAUAGUGUUCCUUUAAUUAUGUAGCCUGCCUGUGCACUUUUUGAAGCAUGAUACUAUCCUUAUUUAAAAAAGGUUCCCAAAAUUGCACAGCAUAUUCAAGGUGUAGUCUCACCAGUGAUUUCUAAAGAGACACAGUUAUAUUUUUAUCCCAAGAAUGAAUGCCCCUUUUUAUAUAUGACAAUACCUUACUGGCCUUAGCAACUGCUGCUUGACAUUGCACAUUGUUGCAUAGUUUGUCUAUUGCAAUUCCCAAAUCCUUGUUUUGUUAUCCCUAAUUCACUACCAUUAAGGAUGUAAGCUGAAUGUGCAUUCUUUAUUCAGAAGUGCAUAACUUUGCAUUUAUCUACUGUACAUGAAAUUUAAUCUGCCAUUUGAGUGCCCAGUCCCCAAAUCCAUUUAAAUCCCUCUGCAGCAAAACAAUAUCCUGCUUACAUUGUAUUACUUUACAGAGUAUUGUGUCAUCUGUAAACACUGAAAUAUAACUUUAAAUGCCUAUUUCAGUAUCAUUUAUGAAUAUGUUGAAUAUAAGUGGUCACAGAACAGACUGCUGUGGGACACCACUUUUGCCCAACUUGAAAAUUUAACAUUAAUGACAACUCUCUGUGCUCUAUCUUUAAAACUAAUGUUCUAUCCAAGAACAAGAUUUUUUUUAUAUAGACCAAUUUUCUUUAGUUUGAAAACUUACCAAUUGUGUGGAACCGUGUAGUAGAUUACAUCCACUGUAAAACCCCGAUCUAUUGCACAGAUCUUAAUCCAAUUGAGCAUCUGUGGGAUGUGAUGGAACAACAAUUUUGAUCCAUGGAGGCCUCACCUUGCAACUUGCAGAACUUGCAGAAAUGAUCUGCUGCUUAUGUCUUGGUGCCAGAUACCACAGGACAUGUUCAGAUAACUUGUGGAGUCCAUGCCUUGACAUAUCAGAGCUCUUUUGGCUGAGCAAGGUGAAUCUACACUGUUUUAGGCAGCUACUUUUAAUGUUGUGGUCUGAUCAGUGUAUGAACAUUUUUUUGAUAGUCUUAUGGUCCUUAUGGUAUUUAUGUUUUUAUAAAAAUUGGAAACCUGUUAUAUCACCUUAUAAUGUCAAACUUCAUUUGGGAACAUGUUAAGUGUUUAUUUCUAAAUAUAUGGAUAAUUUGUUGUAUGUAUAUUAGAUAAUCACAAAGAAUCAGAGUGCAUAUAUUAGCAGUAAAUAUAUCCACAAAUUCAUGUAUUUUUACUGAGAAAAUGGGGAAAAUAUUUAGAUAUUAUCACGAGUACAUGAAGAAUAUCUCAUCUACAUAUUUGUAUUACUAUGAUCAACACUUUAUCUCUUCUCUCCUAAAAUCUUCCUUCUUCCUCAUUAAGGAAUUUAACAUGCUUCCCCUGUCUACAGAACUUCCUCAAAUGUCUUUCUCAAAGCAGCAACAGAGUGCAAGAGGCAAACAAAUAACAUACAAACAUUUACAAGCUUGUCUUAUGUUAAGUUCCACUCAGGAUGUCUCACAUAAGUAAUAUGUAUUUUACCACACUUUAAAGAGAAGACAGUCCUAAACUAAAUUGUUAGGCAUGCCUUCUUUGGUUUUAAGGUAUGGCUGAUACUUCCUUAUGCAGAGUGAACGAGGGGGCCACAUCUGAUGUGUGGGAAUUCUGCUUUGUUUCUAUCUUCCCAUUUUCAAUUUCAUGUCUUCCCUCAUGCUGCUUCCUCUACACAAAGCCGCCACCAGAAAUUUUGGGGCCCCUGACAAAGCACAAGGUCUGGGCCCCCCCAUCCUGCCCCCUCCCCUGGCCCGGCUCCUACCUAGUCCGCUGACAAUGAUGCAGGACUGAAUGUGGUGUGUAUAGUGGAAGUGAAUUAGAAAGUGUGUAAUGGAUGUAGUGUUUGUGUGCAUUAGAUACUGUUUGUGCAGUGAAUGCAGAGUGUGUGUUUGUGUAGCGGAUGCAGUGUGUAUAGUGAUCGCAGAGUGUGUUUGAGUAGUGGAUGUAGUGUGUGUUUGUGUAGUGGAUGUAGUGUUUGUGUGUACUAGAUGCAAUGUGUUUAGUGGAUGCAGUGUCUGUAGUGGAUGUAGUGUGUGUAUUAGCCACCAUUCCCUUACUAAUUACUCUUAAAAAUCAUCAUGUAGAGCAAUUUCACUAAUCAGUUUAAUGCUCAAAUAUCAUGUAGAAUGUAAAUUCAAAUGUAAAUGGUCUCAAUUACCUAACUGCCAUUAUUUAAUACAAUAUUUAAUUUAAUGUAAAUGUAUUCUUCUGGGAAUAAUAUAUUUCAUGUAUAAACCAUAUAAAGUCUUCCUUAAAAUUUCUAGCUCCCUGAAUCUGUGGAAUCUUUAAUGAAGAACACCGAUAUCGAGAAGUUCAAGGUUCUAUCCACAUGUCUUGAGACAGUGGUGUCAAAAUACAAUGAAGUCAUAAAAAAUAUUUCGUACCAUCAGAAGGCACUGUUUGAGAAAAAGUUGUUGAAGACCUCAGAGGUAUGGCUCAAAUGUAAAAUACCUUUUAAUGGAUUAGUAACUUUACAUCACAUACCAGACAAAAGAAUUACAAAAGUAAUUUAAAACAUCUGGAAAAUAUAAAGGUAAUUUAUUUGUUGGAGUAUAUCGAUAUAUAAAUAUCUGUACACCAGCCAUUUAUUAUUAGCAUAAUGCAGACACAUGCUAGUAAAAUGUGAAAAAUAAAGGAAAUAAUUAGUACCUCACCCCAGGGUGUGAAAGCUGUGUGAAAAUUUUAAAAAUCGUUCCCCUCACAUGUAAAUGUGAAUAUCGAUAGUCCAACAAAGAGGACGUGACAAUGCUCAGGCUUAUUCACUAGAGUGGGGAUUCAAAGGGAAUUUUAAAUUUAAAGUCAAAGCAUCUCACCUGUGUUUUUUUUUUUAAAUCAGCUAUUUUUACAGUUUGAUUACUUUGGCCUUAAGUUUGAAAUUCACUUUCAAUUCUCAGUUUAGUGAAUAACCCUAGCCCUAACUCUGAAUUAUGCUGUAAAUGUGUCUGUCAGUUCUACUAUAAUCUACACGUAGAAUAACAGAAAUAUAGAUCUAGAUAGAUCUAAAUACAUAAGUAGAUAGAUAUUUUGUUUGCAACUUUAUCCUUAGAGUUCUUGUCACAUAGGACAAUAAAAAAACUAUUAUUGAUGGGGUCUGUUCACUAGAAGCUAUUUUAGCCUGAAAGCACCAGAAUGACAUAAUAGACAGAAAUUAAUUCAGUGAUCGCUCACUGCACAGAUGCACCUAAGUUGCUCCAAGUAAAAUUUAUUUUUCUUAAAUCAAGAAGCUACUGAUGUUGAUAUGAGUAAAUAGUCACUUUCUGCUUUAUAUUCUAAUUGAGUUAUGACCUUUUCCAGAUGAAAACCCAUUUCACUGCUUUUAUAAGCAGAUCAAUUUCACAGUAUUUGCUUUUUCAAACAGGUUCUGAAGGAUGGAAUGAGCCUUUUCACUUGGAGCAUGAAUGAGAGCACAGAUUAUAUUGAACGUGCCACCUCCUAUAUUUGCACAGACCUUCAUACCAAUUUCAGCAUUGUUACAAACAAUUACAAGAUCAUUACCGAACUUGCAGCAGCAUGGUGCACAGCAAAGCUUGACAUAUUCACCUGUCGAGAUUUCAGCAGGAGCUAUUCCAUUACUGAAUUAAUAAUAACACAGAGGUAUGUUUCAUUGUGCUCCGUAAUGCUGGUUUAUUUUAAAAUGAAAGUUAAAACACAAAAGUAAAGCUGAUGGAAAGAACUCAAAUAAAAAAUAGCAGAUGGCUGUUACUAUAGGAUAUUUCAUUUUUCUGUGUGAGAUAAUAGUACUUAUUCAAUAAAUGGAGAUUUGUAGAGAAGUGACAAGUAAAUUGCAAAUGUUUUGCCAAAAUAGCCACACUGUAAAUGCUGGAGAAUUAUUCAAGUUUGGCCUUUCUCCCCAAAAUGUGAUUUUCCAUGUCAAUUUUCCACAUUGAAAUAUAUCAGCCUAGAAAGUGAUGUAAAUAUGUGUUAAGGGCAAUUAAGUGUAUUGGGCAAGCCUGCCCUCAAGAGGCCACGGGCCAUUUUUUGUAAGUGGUACAACAGUGUUUCUGGCUUACAUGACCCUUGCUUGAGGAGUUACCAGUAGGACUUUGCUUGUCAUAAAAUAAAUAAAAGUGAUUUAGCUACGUAAUGGCAAUUAAUUGAGCAGUGAAUUUUAAAGGCAUUAUAUAUACACAAAUAUGACUUCAUUAAGCUGAAGUUGUUUUGGUGACUAGUGUCUUUUUAAGUGAAAUCAGAUUAGAUUAAUUUUGGUGACAUGGGAGAGGAAUUAGUAGUAGAUGAUAGGGAGGUGGUUCCACUAGUGGGGAAUAGGGAAUUAUCUCUAUUGAAGCAAAGGGGACUGGUGGUAAGUCAAUUUUACUGUGGCUGGGGUGAAUUAGGUGUGUUUGCCAAAACUUUGCUUAUUAUCUCACGAUGAAAACUAGUAUAGAUAUAACCAAUAAAUCACAAAAAAAUUCCUUAUAUAGGUCUAGUAUAAACAGCAUGUGUACUGAUCACAUACAGACACUCCUCCUUACUGACCGGGUUUCAUUCCUACGACUCGGUUGUAGAACAAAUUGGUCGGUAAGUGAGGAGUUAAGGGAUUCUCUGCUAUGCUGUGUUCUUCUAUGUUCAGGGAUAUUUUCCUGAACAUAGACGAACGCAACAGAGCAGGGAAUCCUUCUAAUCUAUAUUCAGGGAAAUUUCCCCGAGCUUAGAUUUAAGGGAUUCCCUGCUCUGGUGCGUUCGUCUAUGUUCGGGGAAAUAUCCCUGAACAUAGACGAACACAGCAGAGCAGGGAAUCCUUCUAAUUCCCAUGGCGGCUCGCACUUACCACCCCGCGAGACAGCUGGUCGUAAGUGCGAGCCAUCGUAAAGCAGGUAGGUCACAAAACGAGGACCACCUGUACACAUCUCUGCAAUGGAUAACAAUAAAGUUCACAUACCCUUCUCUCUGUGUAGACAGACUGUACACAUACAAUGUUUAUUGUCAAUUUAUCUUUAUUUGAUACAAACUCUCUGAAUAAAAAUGUAUAUUUAACACAUAUGAAUAUUACUAAUUUAUCUAAAAUAUAAGCUAAAAUGUAUGAUUUUUAGAAUAUACUCCAGCUUUGCUUUGCAUUAAUGGAUAAAUGACUUCCAAAUAGAUAGGGAUUCUUAAAACUGAGAAGGUUUACCAGAACCACCUUAAAACAUUUAAAGCUUUAAAAUUAUUUGCUUUGUAUUUGAAUAAUUAUUUUACUUACUAACUUAUUUAGAAACAUUGAACAUGAAUUGGAGAACAUACUCAUUCCAGAAGGACAGAGAAUCCAUAGCCUUGUUCAGCAAUCCUUUCAUGCCAGUGGCAUUAGCGAGGCCUCACCUGCUUGGCAAGACUACAUAAUGGGCAUCGAUGACUUGAUUUUCCAAGGCCUAAAGAAACUUACUAUCUCUAGCUUGGCUGCCCUUCUCAACACAAUCAUGGAUGACGAGGUAAAUCAUUCAUGUUCAGCAUUAUGAAGAGAAGAACUGCUCCUCUAAAAUUAAAUUUUUACAGUUCACAGUGUGACAUUAAAUGCUAAUCACAGCCCUUUUCUCCUCAAAUACCAUACAGUUUUCUUGUCAGAUCACAUUUCUGUUUCUCUCUGCUUCCUUCUGAGAAUCAGACAUUCCUUUAUUCCACUUCUUUUUCAAAUUCAACUAAACUCAUCAGACUCACCUGUGCUUAUUAGACCUAUUCUGUCAUCGCAGACUUCCCUAUCUUGAUAAAUACCUGAUCUUUACCAUCCCUCCAUCUCUCCAUCCUUUACUGCUCUUCUUUUCCUUGCUCAUCUCCCCUUUCAUUCUCCAACCCCUUUUUUUUCUUCCCACACAGUACCUUUUCAUUAUCAGAACCCUUUUCCUUUUCAGCUAAUAUUCCUUCUCAGAUCACCCACUUUUCUUCGCAUACACAACUUUUUUUUUAACAGCCUCAAACCUCCACAUGCAAAUAAAUAAAUAACCUUGUCCAUUUAAAGCAAUAAAUACACAGGAGGCAUAUGCCUUUUUCUGUAUGGUCACUGAGCAGUGGAUGCCCUCUUUCAGUUCGAUCAAUAAAAUAAAUGUUUAAAGGGACACUGUAGUCACCAGAAAAACUAAAGCCUGUUGUAUUGGUUGAGUAUAGUCCGUCCCUGCAGGCUUUUUUGCAGUAAACACUAUUUUUUUCUUCAGAGAAAAGGCAGUGUUUACAUUGCAGCCUAGGGACACCUCCAGUGGCAACUCCCCAGAUGGCUUCUAAGGGUGCUUCCUGGGGCUUGAAAUUAGACCAACACAUUUCAUAGUAAUGUGUUUAUUAUGUGUCAGACACUUAAAGGAUUAAAUUAUAUUGCAAAUUAUGUAUUACUCAGUAUGAUUUGUUUAAUAAUUUACACUACUUUGAGGUUAAAGGACAAGACAAUAAUAUUAUGAACUGUUCCUUGAAAUCUGGUUUAUUCUGCCAAACACACAAUGCUGGUAUUGUGUAAUUACUUUUAUUAGCAGAUAAAACCACAGAGAGAAAAAAUAAGUCUAGACACAUAAGUAGCAAUAUACAUUUAUAUACAUUUCCAAAUUUUCAUCAUAUUAUCAAUAUAUCUUCUUCUUUGGUCUAGUGGUAGAUGCUUUGUGUUUUACCCUUGUAACCAGGAUUCAUUUACUUAUAUGAGAAUUAAAAGUUUUAUUUUUUUCUUAUGAUUCUUGUUCUUGGACUGGUUAGGUUGUCAGGGGGCGGUCAGAUAGUGUUUUAACAUUAAAGGGUUACGGAUAUAUGUUGUAUAUAUGUGUUCCUGACCCAAUAGUGCUCCUUUAAAGUUUCCCCCUCAAGAUCCUUUCAUAAUAUAUUUUUUUUGUGUGCUUCGUUAUCCUUUCUCUGAUUGGCCAUAUUUGAACUGAUACAUUAGAACAUUGAAAGUAUGUAACUCUAACUGGUUCUUUAAAAAAAAAAUAAAAAGAUAUACAAUCUGCUAUGGAUCCUAGGAUCCCUUGAAGCAAAUCCAGGUGACAUGAUGCUGAAUAACCAGGAGCAAAGGUUUCCCCUAGGGUGUGUAGUAUAUGAGAAGUGAAAAGAUGACACCCAUUGUGGAUCCUAUGGUGCAUGGAGCAGUGGCAUUUCACACAUCCAAACAUAUCCUCUGCAACCAGGAUAUUAUAAUGUAAAAAUAGAAACAAGCUUUGAAAAAAAUUCAGGGCCUGUAUAUUACCAAUAAUGCAUCAUGAGUCUUGUUCAUCAGGAUCCCAGGCACUAUUAAGUCUUGAUUCCUCUGCAAUUUACACUUCAACACCUAUCAUACUCUGUAACCCAUAAUUCAAAGUUGAACUCAACCACAUGAAAUUCAUUGAUCACAUAAUCUGCACUGAGCUGGAACCUGCUCCCAAUCCUAAAACCUAGUUACACACUACUUUCUUGUGCCUUAAUUGUGAUAAAUACAUGGAUUUUUGCUUUGAGCACAUUAAGAGGUUUUUGCUCACUGUCCAUGACUUUAACCAGAAUAAUUAAUGGAUUUUGCUUACCAUGGAAAUGUAGCACAUAUAACUGUUGACGCAGAGCUCAUUAUAAUGUUUUCUUCCAAGAAUGAGUGCAAUGAUGAGAAAUUAUCAUGCAAAAAUGCAGUCCUUAAAUAUUACAAUUGUAUAGUACAUGUGAUAUUUACACCAUUUUUGCUAACUUUUUGCUGUUGAGAAAAGUGGAGUACAAGUGUGGUUUGUGUGAUAAAUACUAGGAAAUGUUUUUUUUUUACAGCCUAACUGUAAAACUAAUAUACUUAAUCACUAGAUGAAAUGGUGUACCCGUAACCCAGGAAUGGCUAUCUUUUUAGCCUGGCUAUUCAUAUUAAGACACAUAGUUUAAUAACAGCUGAAAUUCUCUCAUUUGCUCUGGUUUAUUCUUCUUAAUUAUAUCAUGUUCUGUUCAUUAGUAAAAAUGAUAGUAUUGUUCUAAGUAAAAUAAAGUAUAAUAACAUAGCAUUACUUUUCUAAUAUGCUGCAUUCAUAGUAAAGAGAAGUAAAUGUCUAAUCCUAAUCCUCUACACUUUAUUUGACCAUGUGUUAAUGUAUUUGAUUAAAUAAAAGAUCAGUGUAAUUAUACAAAUCAAAUUAGAUCUUAGUGUAAAUAUUCUUCAUUACACGAUAAAUUAAGAAAUGAAUUAUGAUAAGUAUAUGCCUCUUUUUUUUACAGCAUGUUCCUAUCCUAUGCAUUGAAGUUGAAUUGAUUAAUAACGAAGUUGCCUUAAAUCCACCACUGGACCAGAGCACAUCGGAUACAAGUGUGAUGGAGAACAUCGAAGAAUGGCUUAAGGUCUUUCUUUUGAGAGGAUCUCAUAUACUGGCAAUCUCUCCUGCUGUCAAGGUAAGUGUAAUACAAGUUAAUAACUCACAUCAUCUCUGUUAGAUUACAGUGAGUCAAUGCUGGUUUAUUGAAUGGUGAUUUAGGGGAACUGUGACCAAAAUUCUAGGAAAGCAAAAAAUUUCUAUCCACCCCUCCAUUCUAAUUUAUCUUUAGAAUGAUGUCUGCUUGGCGACAGUGCCCUAUUUACGUCAGGAUAGAAUGAAAUGUUUCCAUUCACCUUUAAUAACUUUAACCCCAUUAGAAGGUGCGUUUUUGCUUUCAGAGUGGAUUCCAAGCGUAUUUGUCAGAAGAUAAUGAAGCGUUACAACUGGUUGGUCACAUUCUGCAACAGGUGGACACGAGUGUUAAAGACUGUCAGGUAGGAAUCUCAUCAGUGAUUAUCAGUACAGCAAUAGUUAUUUGGUACUGCCAUGAGAAAGUAAGAUUCUCAUCAUCCAAUAUGUAAUGCUUCAUUUUGAACAGCUGGUGGCACUGUUGCUUCAUGAAUCAUACGCUGUAUGUUUCUCCUGUUCAGAACAAUGCUGGAUAGAAAGAAUAAUAAUUCUGCAAGCUAAUGAUUUCCUUUAUUGAAAAAAAAAUAAAAAUAUCCCAGACAUUUUCCUCAUUUAAAUAUUUAAAAGGUUUUAUAAACCCCCCUCCUUUUUUUUUUUUAUUUCCAUCCCCAUUCUCCUUAGAGCUUCCAUUUACAAAUUACCCUUUGCAGAAAAUCCUUCACUCCUACUCCAGCUGUUUUAUCUUGUUACAACAGACAUUUAUAUUGAAAUAUAGCAGGCUGUUUGUCUUCUUGUACUACACAAGAUUUCCUUUGAGACCAGGCGGACCUUUAAUUGAGACAAUUGCAAGAGCCAUAGCAAGCUGUUGUAGUACAGAACACCGACCUGAUGUCUGCAUGUCAAUCACGAUCGCCAAUACACUGUGACCAUGUAUUUAUUCUGUAUGCUUGUCGUACUUCCAUUGAUUAGCAGAUCAGUAAGCACAAGGGACAAAAAAAUAUGAAAUACAAAAAGCUCCUACAGAGUAUACCUUGCCAACUAAGGGCUUUUUUACAAUGUUACUGGUAAGUAUUUCUAACAAGCUGCUACUCACUAACAUGGCUGUAGCUAACAUUACCGUUUUUAAAUCUGCAAUAUCCAGCUGUUGAAACUUGUAAAUACCAGAUGAGACCUUUAAUGACUCCCAUACACAAUAACAGGAGAUCAGUGGUUGUUCAGGUAUUUACAUACUUGUCACUAAAUUUGAAUGGGUGCUCCAAAUUUAAAAUCUUCAUGUAAGGGCAGCCUGUAACUUGCCUCUAACCUGCCUAAAAAGAGACAUAAAUUAAUAAUAAAAUUACCAGAUAGUGGUAAACUGAAUAGCCUGUACUCCUUCCUUUGCUCCAUAAGCGUUAACAUUAGGGGUGCUAAGCCUCCUAUACCCCUAUAAGCCCCCUAUACUGCCAAAUGUACUCAGAUGUUGUCAAUCUCAUAAUACCCCCACCCCUUUUUAAAAUUCUUUAUUUUGCGUUUUCAAACAUAGAUGAGACAUUUACAUUUAAAAAUAAAAUAUAACAUAAAGAUCUCUUUCCACAGAUGGUGGAUGUAUCCUAUAAAACUAUAUAUUUUGAAAAUUUAGAUGGAAGUAGAUGGAGAGAGAUUCCAAAGUGCACUGCAGAUUCAUAAUUUUCUAGAGAUACCUCGUUCUCAACAUUCUCUUUUAAGAUGUCAGUCUCCUUCUUCUAUCUUUCUCAUCCUCUCCUCUCCUCCCGCUCCUCUCCUCUGUCUUUUAUUUCUGGCCUAAGCUUUUCAUCGGAUGUAAUUAUUCAAUCUCCUAAUCUCUUAAUAUGCCACUGGAGCCAGAAAAGCUCAAUGUCAUAACCCUUAAAUUACAGAUUUUACCCAUAACAUGCCAAAGGGGGCUAGGAGAUGCCCACUUAUUCUGCCAUAAUUUCCUGGUAAAGGACAAACCAUUUUGCCAUGUUUUGUCCUCUAACCUGGCUCUCAACUGGGUGUGAAGUGUCCUCUAUGACCAGUGCAGCUACACCUCCAGCAGCAACAGUGUUAAACUCUGUAUGUGCAGAAUUUCACAGUUGAAUGCUGUACAUACAGACUCGAAACACCAUGACCACUUCAAAUCACUAAAGUGGUCAUAGUGCCUAGAGUAACCUUUUAGUAGGGAAGUGUGGGCCCAAAUAUGAUGGAAAGGGUAGGGAAUUUAUAAUUACACGUUGAGGACUCACAGAUCACAGUGUGUAUUCUUUUCCUGAUCUUAAUGUCCUUUUCCCAUCACUCUGGUCUCCGGGGCAGCUCUAGUUCUGUCAAUUAGAACUUUGUCCUGGUGAAAUUGUUAUGGCAAUUAUUUGAAAAUGUAAGUUUUCCAAGUAGAGUACAGCCAUUAAAAUCAGUGGUAAGCCUUGAAAACCUAUUAGUACUAUGUGGCUGAAAAUUUUAAACAGCUUUUACUAAUAACAAUGUUUAGAACUGAUGUUUACUAACACAAGAAAUUGCAAAUUGUAUUCCAAAACACCUGCGUUGGAGAAUUUUUCGAAUCUGUCUAAUCUACUUAUUUUGGACUUUCAUUUUCAUUUACCACGUAUGCGUCACACAUUAUGGACAUAUGAUCUUAUUUAGCCAGACAUGCACAAGCUGGAACAGGGUUACACUAUUCAAUCUCUCUGAUGGAUUGUGGACGCCAGAAACAUAGAGAGAAGCAUGUGGAAGCCAUUCAUUCAGUGAUUGCGUAUUGAGCAGACUAAGUAUGCCUUUCCAUACCAUCAUGAGACUGUGGAAUGAGCGUCUAUUAGAUUACUGCUUGAAACAGUGGCAGAAUAGUUGGUGUCAAUGCAGCAUGAUGAUCUAGCUGAGUUCUGCAAAACGGCACAUCAGAUACAGAUCUCUCUUAUCUAGCAUACAGAGAAUCUAGUUAUUCUCCAGCCUCUCUUACAAAUCUCAGAGCAACAUUACCAAACUAAACUCAACUCAGAGCAAGAACAUACUAGAGAGUACUUAGUUUGAAAUUACAGUGUUUUUGAAGUCCUGCCUAGUUAUUCCAGCCAGGAUCCCUAAAAGAAUGGCAACUCAGAUUAGCAGUUGCAUUGGAUUUUUACACAGAUGCUUUAGAAGUCUGUAGACUAUACAUUGACUGUAAAAUGACUAGUAUAAUAAUUAAUAAGGACGAAUGCAUGCUUCAGGUCCCCUGCUAUAAUAUGUUAAUCAUAAAGCGCUUUUCUUUAUGUAUUUUUAUGUAUUUUUUUAUUAUUAUUUAGGCCUUGCUGGAUGUUUUUGGCAAUUAUGCUUUUCUAUGGAAAAAAGAUGUUAACGUAGAAUUCCAAAAUUUCCUCCAUGGCAAACAUUCUCCACCUUCAUUGAUUAUACAAGACAUGGAAGAUGAGGCUGAUCUAGUUAGCAAGAGGUAAACUAGUUUAUCAUGUUAACCUUUGUAAUGAAUCUUCUGUCAUUUAUACUUUCAAAUACAUGGAAUUUCAUAUAGUCCGGUAUAGAACACACAAUAUAAGCUUGUAAAAAAAAGAAUCAGAAUUUACAAUAUCCAUGCUUUAAGGAACACUCCGGGCACCAUAACAACUUCAUCUCAAUGCAGCACUAGUCAGCUUGGUCCCUUUUUUUGAAUGAAGAUGCUCUUAGUUAGUUCCUGAUUGCCCAUUGAGAAACAUUCACUCAAAAGGUAUGUAUGAUCAUUGGCACACUUUCCAAGAAACUGAGGAAAUUAGGUGAAGACAGAGGGGCUUAACUGACAGGUGCAAUAUGGGCAACGUUGUGGUUAAACCAUUUAUAACAUGUUUAUCCCCUUAAAGGGAACCUAUAGUCCUGAAAGUGGAUGUGGCGUUAUAUAAAGAUUCAUUGAAUCUGUCAUAGAGCAGUGUUUCCUAACCCAGUCCUCGGUGCACACCAACAGUGUGAAAUUCCCAACAAUUAAUUGCAAAUUGAAAAAAAGUGUAUAGUGGAACACAAAUCUAAACAUAAUAUCAAAAUUAAAAGCUUGAGAAAGGCAGAUUUCCUAAGUUUGGUUAUAUUAACUUAUAAUAUGUCUAUUAUUAACUACAGUCCACACUAGACUCUGAACUGGAAAAUAUGGGAAAAAUCCUCCAGAAUUAGCCAUUCUAUUAAGCCCAUUAUUCCAAAUUUGUGACAUCUUGGUUUCAGUGAUUGUGGUGAAUUAUGUAACUGCUCCUUUAAUUGCAACAGGAAUGACAACAGUAUGAAGAUACUAAUUGAAGCAGAACGAGCCUUCAUUCUUCCUACAGAUCACAGAGGCAAAAAACCACAUAGCCCUCUGCUAGAGGAUUUUGAUAUUGAAAUCUCCAGAUAUAAGGUAUAA
This is a messenger RNA of Pelobates cultripes (western spadefoot toad), 45781 nucleotides long. The record is from the annotation of a GenBank genome assembly. Lineage: Eukaryota; Metazoa; Chordata; Amphibia; Anura; Pelobatidae.